AGAAGGCAGAGGGGGGAGGCGGCCCGGCCAGCCCUCCCUUCCCGCUAGGCGGAGUGGAGAGGCCGGGGGGCGGCGCCCUGCCUUGGUCCCGCUUGCCGCCCAGCAAGGCGGGCGGGCGGUGUGCGCGGCUCCGCUUGCCCGGGCCAAGUCCCGCCUGUUCCGCGACGGCGAGUGGGUUGGCUUCCUGCGCCGUGUGCCGCUGCCCCCUUCCUCUCCUUUCCCUUCCCUUCCUCCUCCUCCUCCUCGCCGUCCUCCCUCCCCUCCCGCGCUCUCUCUCUUUUCCCUCCCUUCCUCCCUUCCCCCGGCAGGCAGUAGGAGCCGCAGCGGCAGCAGCCCGGAUCCCCUGAGCCAUGGCGCUGUGAGAGCAGCACAUGGCGGCCGCAGCAGCCAUGAGCCCCCCACGAACCCACACAACUCCCCCCUGAAGAGCCGCCGUGCAACUGCAGCAGCAGCAGCCAGCCAGCCAGCCCAAACAGCCUGCCCCGUCUUAGUCGGAUCACAUUGGCCAUCACUUCCCACCCCGCAACUCUUCGCUCCUGCCUCGCCCGGGCCGCUCGCUCUGCACCGCUGCCGCCUCCAGCAAGCCAAGUCCGGUCCCCGCCACCGCUGCUGCUGCCGCCGCCGCCGCCAUGGGAGUGCAAGGCUUCCAGGACUACAUCGAGAAACACUGCCCCAGCGCCGUGGUGCCGGUGGAGCUGCAGAAGCUGGCCCGGGGCAGCCUGGUGGGUGGCGGCCGCCAGAGGCCCCCGCAGACCCCGCUGCGCCUCCUCAUCGACGCCGACAACUGCCUGCACCGGCUCUACGGCGGCUUCUACACGGACUGGGUGAGCGGCGGCCAGUGGAACCACAUGCUGGGCUACUUGGCGGCGCUGGCCAAGGCCUGCUUCAACGGCAACAUCGAGCUCUUCGUCUUCUUCAACGGCGCCUUGGAAAAGGCCCGGCUCCACGAGUGGGUGAAGCGGCAGGGCAACGAGCGCCAGACCGCCCAGCAGAUCGUCAGCCACGUCCAGAACAAGGGCACCCCGCCGCCCAAGGUCUGGUUCCUGCCGCCCGUCUGCAUGGCGCACUGCAUCCGCCUGGCCCUCAUCCGCUUCCACAUCAAGGUAAGCAGCAGCAGCAGCAGCAGGCGGCCCAGGGGGCCUGGGCUCGGGCGCUAGGGGCUGCUGUCCACACUGCCCCGCCGGCCCCUGCCUUUCCCCUCCUGGCCAGCCCCACGUUGCGCCAGCGCCCCUUGCAUCUUCUCCCCUGCCCCAUUGCCCCUUUUCCUCUGCCACCUUGCGGCCCCCUCCUUUUGGUUGGCCAUUUCUGCACUCUCUUGCCACCCCCCCCCCACCGUUGGCCCACACUAAUAGGGGCCCUUCCCUGGUCCCCCCCCCCCGGGGCUCCUCUGGCACUAGGGCGCCCAAGAAGCGGUGCCCAACUCCGGGGCUGCUUCUCCUUGCCAUUGAAGCGCCAGGUUUUCCACUCCUCGGUUCUGCGCAGCUCCAGUGGGGUUUGGGGGGUCUUUUUUCAGUGUUUGGAGGGGGGGAGAGGAGGGGCAGCACUCUUAAGAUGGCAGCAGGUUUUGCCCUCUUGGUUGUGGCUUGACGGAGUUCAGAGGGAGGGAAUCUGUGUCUCUCCAUAUCCGCAAAAUGUCGUCAAAAGCUGGCGGUGUCGGCGGCUUGGGCGGGGAGAGGAGGUGCGGCGAGUUUCCUGGGAGCAAGCGGGCUCCCCGCUGGCCAUUAAUAGCCGCCCAAGCGGGGCCAAAAAGUUUCUGCCGCUUCGGCGUUGGCCGGGGGUCUCCCCCUCCCGCCAAGAGGCCUUAAGUCGCCUCCGCGCCUCCUCCUUAGCAGGGUGCCUUGAGCUGGCAAAGGGGAGGACUUCGUAAGCGCCCUGAUGUCCUCAAUCUCUACGGGGAUUUUUCUAUUUAUACAUACCUGUCAAGCUUUGAAAACCAGAUGAGGGUGAUCUGGAACAUCCGAAGGCUCCCAUCCACUAUCAUAGAUGUCCUAAUGAAUAGCAAAGGCUAAAUUGGGAGAUGCAAUCAUAAUUUCGUUUUUCCAGCGUUCUUGAGGCUGUAUUCCCCACUGCUGGUUUUGUGAGCACUUUUGCCUCUAUGCAUCCCCCUCCGCUUCAGGAUCCAUUUCUUUCCCCAUCCCAUAAAACGGGAAGAAGGGGAGGUUGGUGCUCUCACCGUGCCUUGCCUGAUGGAGAAUUUGAAGACGGGCAGGUAGCAAAAUGAAUCUGUAACGCUUGUGCUCCAGAGCCACCCUAAUUAAUGCUUUGAAGUUUGAGCAGUUCUGCUCAUCUUCAAAACUCCAGCGAGGUGUGUUCUGACUCCAUGUUGUUUGGGAGGCCAUUGUUCUGAUCACUCGGAUUUAUAAAAUGUCCCUUGCAAGCUAGCAGCCAGUCUUCUGGAAACAGACUCAAUUCAAAUCCAAUCCAUUUGUUUUUGAAAAGUACAAUCACUUCUGCAUCUUGACUCAACUGUAAGAGAAAUGUUUGAGGGGCUUUAGACACAAGUUUGCCAAGAAAAUGAAAGUAAGCAACAAGUUCUUUAACAUAUGAUUUACAUUUAAAGAGAACCUGCAGCUUGAACUAGCUUUAGGUUUAGCUCUUGCAAAAUGACUGCUAUACACAAGUUAAACAUACUCUGGUUUCAAAUCGUUUUAGACUUCUCUUACUGUACAUGUAAACUGGCAGCUGUUGAAAAUGAGUAGUGCCUAUAGUUUUAAGCUAUACUUAAUGUCAAAUAAUCGAUGCCCAUUUUAUGACAGCACCUCAUUAAUUUUUUUCUUGUAAAGACAAAUAUCAAGAGGCAGUAGUAUUAUUUCAUUAUGGUUUAUUUUAUCUUCAGAAGAAAUUAAGUAGGUAAAAGUGUAUAAUCCUCAGGAUAUUCUUCUGCUUGAAUUUUUAUGAAAAGGAAAAGUAUUGAGCACAUAGAAAGUAGUUGUACACUUUUUAAAGUUCCGUUGCAUAGCAUAUCAAAUAUUUUGUGGCCUUCAGAGACGUGCACAGAUCUAGAACCAGAGCUUAACGUUAUUGAGCUUUCGUGCUGCCCUUUUGGCAGAUUAAACCACAUCUGUAAUCGGGACAAAGGAUAUUUCUCAGGAUGGGGAGAGUUUCUCUAGAAAGAGAAAAAUUACUAUUGUUUUAAAAAGUAUUUCAUAAAAGUUAAGUUUCAGUGAAGUUAACUCAGUGAAACUGGAAAAGUAACACUAGAGGCUUGGAUUGGGUGAUUUUCUGCUGAAAACUUAGGUUUAAGGCCUAGAAAUCAUCCUGCAUUUUUAGAGAGGCAGUGAUACUUCAGACAAAGUUGAUAGUGGAAGUCCCACCCCUUGUUUCAUUUUUAACUGGUAAGAAAUUUUAUAAGCCUGCAAGUUGACAGAUCUAGUGUAAUGAUUGGCUUACAGGAAUGACAGACAUGGAAGUGUAGCACUCCUAUGAACAAGUUAGAUUGUUCUGUUCAUGUACGCUUGUUAAAUUCAUCUGUAUGGAAGCAGAAAGCUGUUAAGUGCAACCGCACUUUCCUCUGUAACUUAAUCGGAUGUGACAUGCAUUUCUAAUAAAGGACGAAAGGAUUGAGUCUAAAAACUUGUUACCACAAGUAGUUUGUGCUGUGUUGUUGUUUUUUACAGGCCUCAUAGGAUGAGUUGCUUAGAUUUGAAAAGAUGUUUAAUUCCAAUGAAUGCUGAUACUGCCUUUUAAAAUGGGUUGGAGGGUAAAGUUCUGGUUUUACUAGUGAUAUCUCUUCAAGUUCUAAAUUUAAGAAUAAUCUAGGUUGAGAAUUUUAUUUCUUUUUAGAGACUAUUUCAUAUUGUUGAGCAGGAAGAGAUCCUGAGGGUCAUCUAGUUCAACUCUUAUCAAGGUGCAACAAAUCUUUGUGUUUCUUCACAUAUUGAAAUUUCUGUUACCUUGCUUUUUAGCUUGUUUUAAAUAUGUGGCAGUCCAACUGUUACUGCACAUUUUUAAUAAUACUUUAAACCAGUAUGCAUUUUUUUCUAAUAUGAAAAAUAAAACCACUUUAUUUUUAUUCCCUAAGAUUCUUGCUCAAAGAAGUGUAUAGAAGUACAUGUGAAGUGAAAAAUAUUUUAUCUUUAAAUAUGUUUUUUAGUUUGUAUAGUGUAUUGUAGCAGUGACUUUUAUAGCAAACCAUGAUUUGAUUCUUACUAUUUUUUAAUUCCUGGUUUUGCAUAUAUAAGGCUUUUACUGAACCUUGAAUACAUAAAUGUUGAAGUUUUGUUCUGUGCUUAGUGAUACUAUAUUGUUGCCCAAUAUGCCAUUUAAUAUUUGUUUUGUUUUUAAUGAUUGGUAUUUUGAGUAAAGUCUUGAAUGUCAUUAUGGAUAAAAGGUGGGCUAGAAACAUUUUAAUAGAUCAAUUUAUAGAAACUUAGGAAUUCUGUCAUGCUGACAGUUCAUUUAAAAGACAGUUUAUAUAUAAUGGUUUCUUGUAGUGCUAAGUCAAAUGAAAUAGGAAUUCAUGACACUGAUAUGUUGAAAUCUCAAGUGGGUAUUUCUACUAGCAAAUUGCAUUGUCAGUGGAAAAUGUAGACUAUCGGGAGCGUGGGAAACAGUAUUCAGAGCACAUGCUAUUCUGUCAAUACACAGCACUUUUUAGUUGGGUAGUCAGAUCAUGAGGGCAUAAUACAGUACAAGUUAGAAUUUAGGGACACUAAGUAAACUGGAACAAAUACUAAUAAAGAGUAAUAUAGUUGUCAUUUUCAUAGUCUAAUUCUAGUGUUUACAGUAGGCAUUGCAAAUACAGACAUCUCUUUUUCUUCUUUCUGUUACUUGUUGGCAGACCCAUGUACACAUAGUCUGGUUUGCCACCAAACUUUUCUUUGCUAUUUUGGCAUAUAUUGGCUGCAUGUGGAAUGUUAUAGUCAAGUGUGGAUACUGAAGUACAAAAUUCAUUUUAUUUAUCUAAACAAUCUUCAAUUGAUUCUAAGCAGUAUAUAAUAAAUACCAAUUCAGAAAAGGUAAAAAUCAGUUAAAACUAUAAAAUCAGAUUUUCAUUUAAAUUACUGCUGGAAUAAAAGUUUUCAGGAAGUGCCAGAAGUUCAACCAGUUGGGAGAGAAGUCCAUAAAAUUGGGACCACAGUACCAAACACACAACUCCUGAUGGAUAUGAGUCAUGCAUCUGACCCAUGGGGGACCACUAAUAGUGACCUUGGUGACUUUGCUGAAAUAUAAGGGAUUGAGGUAUAUAAGUCUUAAGGUAUCCUGGACCCAAAUUAUUAAAGGCCUUGUAAAUUAAUGCAAGUCUUGAACCUGACCUAGUAGUGUAUGGGCAGCCAGUGCAAACUUUUGAUCACCACAGUUAUUUACUGGUGAUAAUCUGUCCUGGUCAACAGCCUAGGCACAGCCUUUUGCGCCAGUUGGAGCCUCUGGACCAGGCCCAUGGGUAGCCCCACAUAGAGUGCAUUGCAGUAAUCUAGUCUUGAGGUUACCAAAGCAUGAAUAAUUGUGUUUGUGUCGUAGGCAGGGUCCACAGGUGAGUAAACUGCUUUCCUUUGAGAAAAAUGUGUGUUGCAUGCAAAAAUGAUAGGUGCCCAUUUGUGCACUUCUGUGUUGUACCUGGAUUGCAGAACGUGAUUGGUUUCAGAGAUAUGAAGGGCUGCCUUCAUGAACCUGGAUGCCUGCUCAUUGCAGGCAUCAUAAGUGGCCUUCUGAUUUUCUAAGAUGUGGGCCAGGGCUUUUUAAGUUGUGAUGCUCAGGCUGUAGAACUCCCAACCCUGGAUGGUGUGUCUGGUGUGCUGUUUUUUGGUAUUUUGAUGUGCUGCCAAAACCAUUUUAUUUUGCCUCCCUGUUGGUUUUCUUCAGCUUACACACUUCCUUUCACUUUUAAAUCUGGCUUCUAGUUUUUAUGCUGUAUAUCUAUAGCCUAUCCACCAUAGGCACUACUCAGGGCAACCUGCAGUAAAUUAAAUUUGCUAGGUCCUAAAAUAAAAUUUAAAAAAUUAAAAAUAUAACAGUGGCAGCAAUAAGAGGUAAACCAUGACCUUUAUAUAAGGUGUUUGGCAGGUAGAAGUCUGCUAGGUUAAAAAAUGUAUUCGUCAGCUGGUGAUAUCCAGCCAGAGAGGUCUUCUUUGGUGAUCACUCAUAGCUGAGUAAGAUUGUCUUCCAUCAGUAUGGUUUUAACAGUGAGUCUGUAAGUGACUGGAGGCCAGUUCUGGAUGCACACGUCCUUCCACAGUGGGGACAUAGGUUUCCGGAUGGGAGUUUUAUCAUGGUGAGGGGCUGCCAAAUGUGCCUUCCUCUUGGCUUGUUUUGUCCUGAGUUCAUCUUCAAAGUUCAUGACACCUUUGGUAAUGGCUGUUCUCCAAUUUGAGUGCUCGCAAGCCAGUGUUUCCCAAUUGUCGAUGUUUAUGCUACAUUUUUAAAGAUUUGCCUUGAGAGCAUCUUUAAACCUCUUUUGUUGACCACCAGAUUUACACUUUCCAUUUUUAAGUUGGGAAUAGAGUAGUUGCCUUGGAAGACGAUACCCAGGCAUCCAACCAGUCCAACAAAGUUAAUGUUGAAGAAUCAUUGCUUCAACACUGGUGAUCUUUGCUUCUUUUGUGCCAUCUACUGAGCCUCCAUUCUAGUUAGGAUGCAGAGAAGGACCCUUCCUGAUCUGAGGAAGCUGGAUGGUUUGGGAGGAGGUGAUCCCACAAGUAUUUAUUUAAAAAUUUAUAGGCGGGUGGCGCUGUGGGUUAAACCACAGAGCCUAGGACUUGCUGAUCAGAAGGUCGUCGGUUCGAAUCCCCAUGACGGGGUGAGCUCCCGUUGCUCGGUCCCUGCUCCUGCCAACCUAGCAGUUCGAAAGCAUGUCAAAGUACAAGUAGAUAAAUGGGUACUGCUCCGGCGGGUAGGUAAACGGCGUUUCCGUGCGCUGCUCUGGUUCACCAGAAGCGGCUUAGUCAUGCUGGCCACAUGACCUGGAAGCUGUAUGCUGGCUCCCUUGGCCAAUAAAGCGAGAUGAGCGCCGCAACCCCAGAGUCGGUCACGACUGGACCUAAUGGUCAGGGGUCCCUUUACCUUUUACCUUUUGAGUAAAACUAUUCCAGUGAUAAUAAAAUUGAAUGCAAUAUAACAUUAAGAAAACCAGCAAUAAUAAUAAGAUGAAACAUUUUCCAUAAGACCAUUGGCCAAGGAAACUCAGUGGCAGCAUAGAGUGACACUUUUAGAUCAGCCCAUGAAAAUAACUGGAUCUUCAAAGCCUUUCUGAAGACCUGAAAUGUAGUAGCUUUAUAGAGGUAGGUCAAUUGGCAGUGUCUUCUAAAGUUGUGGGGCCACCACAGAGAAAGCCCUGUCCCUUGUACCCACCAACUUAGUAGCAGAUAAACAACAAGAGCCCUAAUUAUUGAUCUUAAGGUGCAGGCGGGUUGGUAUGGGUGCAGGUGGUCCUUUGAAUAAUUGGCCCAGUUAUGCUUAAGGCAAGUGUGGGAAACUUUUGGCUCUCCAUAGGUUGCUGAACUACAGCUUCCACCAUACCUGGCUAUUAGCCAUGCUUCUGUGGCUGAUGGGAGUUGUAGUUCAGCAACAUCUGGAGGGCCAAAGGCUCCCCAUCCUGGCUUUAAAGGCUAAAACCAGCACUUUAAAUUUGACUGGGAAUGGCUGUGGUAGGCAGUGCAUUUGCUAAACCUUGAUGUAACAAAGGCAUGAGUUCCUGUAGCCAGGAAUGGACAAGGUUCAUGCACGAGUCUAAGCUGACCACUGCUGUCACCUGGUCAUCCAGCACUCCCAAACUCAGAACUUGAUGUUUUCAAAUGCACAACCCUGUCCAAAACAGCUUGAAUCCUAUUGCAUAGUCUGUCUCCUUCCUGAUUAGGAUCACAAAUGCCUUGUCUGGAGUUCACUCAAGUUUUUUGUCCCUUGUCCAACCCAUUGCUGCCUCAAGGUUCAUAAGCUAGACAUCUUAUCAAGUCAAGUCCUGUAUUUACUACUCUGAUUGCUAGCAUCAUUAAUUAAUUAAUUAAUUAAUUACAUUUAUUCCCUCACUUCACCGGAAGAUCACAGGACCUUCAGAUGUUGUUUGACAGUAAGUUGUACAGGCCCUGACCCAUUGGCCAUGCUGGCUGGAACUGAUGGGAGUUCAAACAGCAUAGAGCCAUCUCCAUUAUAAAAUGCUAAGUCAGACUGUGGGUUAGCUUGGAUGCUUGAGCUCUGGGAGAAGAGAUUGCAGAUACUUUCUGCUUGUUCUGCUGCGCUGCACUAAGCCAUGACAUGGCUUAGCAUUUUGACUAAACUUGGCCUUGUGUUUUAGCUCUCCAUAUUAGCUAUGAGCUUUAACCAAGUUUUGUCCUGUGGUUUAUAGCUCUCAGCUUGCCUUAGAAAGCUAAACCAUAGGUUUAGCCAUGACUUAGGAGGGAGGAGCCAAAUGGUGGCUAUUGCCAUUUUAGGAGCCAGUGUGUUCCUACUAAACCGUAAUUUGGCUUGGUAAGAUGUGCAAACCAGACUUAUAUGACAGCAGGAUCAUCCACUGAGUUUGUAGUCCUGUUUUAUGCUGUCCAUGUACCUAAACUCAGCUAUGUGUUCAGUUUCAGAUUAUUUAUAUUUAUGAUUCUAUUGCAUGGUCAUUUAUACUCCACACUGGGAAGACAUUAUUUUGUUCAAUAACAUUGCUUCUGGGAAAAUUUGGACACUUGUCAGCGUGAUCUUCUAUAAAUCCCACUUUGUUCACUUAGAUUGACUUACUGAUGAGUGUGUGCAAUUGUAGCAUUUGCAUGCAUGUAUGAAAUUCAAAAUGGGAAAUGUGAUUUACAUUUAAAUAUCUCUUAAUCUCAAUCAAUCAGUCCUAGUGGUAUUGCGGUAGCUAUCAUAAUCAUCCCUGAGUCAUCAGGGAUCCUUGUUGCAUUAUAUAAUUAAUUAUUAUUGUAUCCUGCUUUAUUUAGUCAUUUUAGAAGAUAAUAACAGAACUCAGAAUGGCAUAAAAAUUAAACCUGAUUCAAUAAAAUAAUAAAAAACAGACUGACAAAGAAACUCCAACAAAACUUAUGAUUUCAUUCAUGGAUCUUUGUUACUUGUAAUUUACCAUGGAAAGAUUUGAAUCUUGAAAAGCUGGACAUAAAUAGUUGUAUUAAAUAAAUAAGUCCCCCACUAAAAUCCAGCAAAGCUAUAAAGCUUGCUGAAAUACAUGGGCAAAUAAAGUUGGAGAUUGAAAUAUAUUUUUAAGAAGAUUGGCUCCCAAAGCAGCUUACAAUUUUAUUUUAUUUUUGCAUCUUGGUGAUGGACUUCGAUAUUUCAGGGAUACAUGGCUGUGAAUAUGGCAGUUUGUCCUGGUCCUUGACAGAUGAUGAUCUUAGUCCAAGUUCCAGGCUUUUAACCUCCAGAAGGAAAAAUAUAUACCGUAUUUUUCCAUGUAUAAGACUAGGUUUCCCCCCUAAUAAAUUAUGUCAAAAAUUAGGGGGCAUCUUAUAAAUGGAUAGUGUCAAGGCCAUUUUCUUAAAUCUGAGUCCCCCAAAAUAGUCUUAUACAUGGGGGCAUCUUAUAGACGGAAAAAUACGGUAUGCCACACCACAGGAGGGAUGGACUCUUGCUGAUCUGCCAAAAACCAAGGUGAGACCUGAUAAGCCUGUAAAAGAGUUGAAAACAGUUCAGAUGGGAUGUGUGUUGUCUUGUAAAUACAUUUCUGUCCCAAGGGGACAGGUAUGUUUCAGAAAGUUGUUGGCAGGGGAACAUGGGUGUCUUUUAUGUAGGUCUUUUGGGAUGCGGGGAGCAGAAUAGGGAGUCUGGCCUGUUCAUUAGUUCCCUCAAUUGAAUACUGUGAAAUCAAUAGUUGCUUUCAGCUUUCUUCUCCUUCUUGUUAGAAAGUAAUGCUUGAACUGGGAAACUGCACACUUGUUUUGAAUAUGGGAUCUUCAUUGGCCCUGAUUAUAGUGUUUAGGAGAAGGAAGGACAGUUGUUCGGAACAGGACUAAAGUUUGACAGAGGAUGGUAUAGGAUACCCUGUUGUUGUCAUCAAGUUGGAGCUGCACAUUUCCAGUGCGUGAGAACUUGUUUUUAACAUGAGCUGCUAAUGUACAUUUCAGCACAUUCAUACAGUUUGGUAUUAACAUUUAAUGUAUCCUGUUCUUCCUCCCCCUUCCUCUCUCCCUUUUUGCAUAGGUUGCACAGAGCAUUGAAGACCACCACCAAGAAGUAAUUUCAUUUUGCCGAGAAAAAGGCUUCCAUGGCUUGGUUGCAUUUGAUUCAGAUUACGCAUUGUGCAACAUCCCUUACUAUUUCAGUGCCCAUGCCCUAAAACUGAGCCGUAAUGGAAAAAGCCUCACGACAAGCCAAUACCUGAUGCAUGAAGUUGCCAAGCAACUGGACCUGAAUCCAAAUCGGUUUCCUAUUUUUGCUGCUCUUUUAGGUAGGUGGAAUGACACAUGGAAGUCCACAUUUAUCUGAUCUUAAGAAUGUGUUAUUGGAAGGACUGUUUCUGUGCACACUUGUUUUAUCAUUUCUUCAUCCUCUUGGUUUGUGUGUGUGGUUUUUGUUUUUUGUUUUUUAAUUGUAUAGCAGUGACUCAGAAUCUGGUACCUUUUAUCCCAAUCACUUUUACAUGGAAAUGUGGAGGUACCUGAAGUAAGGCUGCAAUCCUAAAUGUGAUUACUUGGAAGUAAGCCCCAUUAAUAUGGGACUUAGUUUUGGAUAAACAUUGUUUCUGAAUUAGACAUUAUACCAGGAAAAAAUGUAGAUUAGUUACCUUAUAAAUACUCAUUAUCAUAUUCAGUCUCUCUAAUUGCAUUAUCUGCAAGUGAAAUUUGAAUUUAGGAUUGUUAUUUCCCCCCAACUCUGUCAGACUUCACUAAUUUCAAGUACUGCCUUGAUAUUUUAAAAAAGUAAACGAGACACCGUUUAUGAAGAACAAGUAACAUAUAGUAUAUUUUUUAAAAGCAUUGCAUAUUGUAUAUUCCAGGUAAUCACAUUCUACCUGAUGAAGAUUUGGCUUCAUUUCAUUGGAGUUUACUUGGUCCAGAACAUCCACUAGCCUCUCUUAAGGUACAACUUUAAUAUAAUUUCUGACAUUAAAACAAAUAACCUAGCAUAGGAAUAAAACAUAAUUUGGGCAACUUCUAAUAUUGUUGGGUAUUCUAAAGUAGCACCAAAGACUUAAAAGAGGACUACUCUGAGAACUUGCUUCACUGUAAGUGAGUUCUUUAAGUUUUUCCAUUCAUAUGGGCAAUGUACACACCGUGUUUCUUGUUUCAGUUCUCAUUUUAUCAUACUAAACUGCACCUGCAUCAGGAACGUGACUGCAGUUCUGAAAAUAUUUGCUCUUUUCCCCUUUCAUUUUUUUCUGAUAGCUCUAAGAGAAAAAAAUAUUUGUAUUCAGCUAUACUAGAUACAUUUACAGUGGUACCUUGGUUCUCAAACAGCUUCGUUGUCGAACAAAUUGGCUCCUGAACGCCGCAAACCCGGAAUUAAGUGUUCCAGUUUGUGAACGUUUUUUGGAAGCUGAAUGUUCGAUGCGGCUUCCGCUUGAGUGCAGGAAGCUCCUGCACUCAAGUGGAAGCCACACUUUGGUUUUCGAACGGUUUUGGGAGUCGAACGGACUCCUGGAAUGGAUUAAGUUCGAGAACCAAGGUUUAGUACAAAAGUUGUACCUGUGAUGGUAUUGCCAGUUGGACAACUUUAUGAAAAACCUGAACAGAGGGCUUGGGUGCUGGUGUACGGCUUAUGAAAAUUCAGUAUCUGAAACAGUGGUGAUCUUAAGCUUCCAGCUCUCAGAGGUGCUGUUGGUUCCUUAGACUUGAUGGGACAUGCAUACCAGAGUUUAAGAAAUGGUAAACACAGUUGAUGGUUUAAACGAGAUCAAACACCUCCUGGUUUUCUUGAAUUCUGUCACUUUCUCGCCUAGAUACCUCUGCUGAAGUUAUCAUCUUUGCAAAAAAAGUGCUGCAGGAAUUUAUAGAUUUAGGGGCAUAACUUUAAGUCCAUCUAACUAUUUGUUGCAGUUGUAUAAUACUUUUAUGUUUGUUGAAUAAGCAACAGGGGUGGAGAAGAAGCCAUCAUACACAAUAAGAACCCAGAUCCUACUAGGUUGUCUUGAACAUAAAUUAUCUUGGUGACACUGCAACUUGCUUCCAAGUAAGUUUGUUUAGGAUUGCAGCCUAAGAGUCAAGGCUGAUUCAGCACUGGGAGUUUUGGAAGUUUUUAUUUAUUUAUUUCUCCCCCUUUGCUUUAUUUUGAGUAAUCAUAUAUAUUCAACUUUUCAUGCUCAUUUAAAAAAGAAAGUCUUGUAAGGAACAAAAGCACCUUGGCCUGCUUCAACCUGCAGUAUCAUAAGCCAUGACAUCAAACUCAUCACAUGUAGAUUAGGCUACAAAUCUGCAUGCUAGUUGCUGGUCUUGCUUUCACUUUGUAUUAAAUGUGAGUUACUUAUUUAAAAAAUAAAGCCGUUUAGUCCAUGUUUGUGAAGAAAAGGUGAGUAACAAUCACAAAUGCAAAAGGGUGAUUCAGCACAAAUGCUAAUUGUAAGUGCCUCGCUAUAAUCUGUGCCUCACAGAUUAUGCUUGUGGUGGGGCAAAUUUUUCUGAAGUAGCUGUCCUGUUACAUAUUUUAAUGGCCAAAUAGCUGUGUCCCAGUGUCCACCAGCCUCUUGCAUUUACUCCUCUUUCUGCCUGGACACGAGGGGGAAACAAUCCAGAUGUUUCAGAGCGGUGAGGUAAGCUACUUGGAGCAAAGAUGGGCAAAAAGAAGUCCAAACCUCAGUAGCAAACCUGAUGAAGGGAAGCUUGUUUCUGACCAUUAGUAUGGUGAUAAUUUGCAGGCUGAACUAGAUGUAAUAGAGGCAGCUCUGUAUGUUGUUUGUGCGUCUGUCCUAUUCACUACACACACACACACACACACACACACACACACACAGACACACACAGAGCGCCAGGGUGGUGGGAAGUUCUUUUGCAACAAAAGGGGUGUACAUGCAUCAGGGGAGCUGGAUUUCCCCUCACAUUGCCUUCCUGUGCUUGCCUCACUGCAGGGACCCAGCUUUCCCCAGUAAAAAACAUGCUCCCCAGGCCAUAUCUACUUCAUCCCUUAGGCAGCUUUUCAUAUCACAAUUUUACAUAUUGGGACCUGUGUUCACGGAUGUGAUGCCUCUCAUAGUGCUCCCCAACCAACCUGUGCAGAUUUUCAGGAAGCUGCAAGGUGAAGGAGGGAUCAGCAAAACAUCUCUUUCCUCUCCUCUUCCAACAGAAGUGAAACUUGGCCAAUUACAAGUUUAGUUUGAACCCAUAAUGUAAGCUCCUAAAAUAGCAUUGUUGAAUUAUUUAUACCACACAAGGUACCGUGGCAUACCAUGUUUUCCAGAUGCCCAAUAAUAGGAAGAAUAAUAUAAAUAAAUAUUUUCAAUAUUUGGGGUACCAACCACCUCAGGCUUAUACAAGCACAUUCUCAUUCACCCUCCACCUGUGCCCCAUUGUUUCACAAAUGAGGCACCUGAUUAAAACUAAUCACACAUGGAUUUCACUGUUCUUUUAAAGUUCUUUGUUAUUAUUUUAGAAAGACAGGCAGAAUUUUAUAAACGUGGUAGCUGGGUAGCCUUGACUUGAUUUCUAAUAUAAAUUUAUUAAUGGGUAGUUUUACAACCAUUGAUUUGUAUCUGCAGUAGUACUAUUUAACCUGUGUAGUUAUUUCUAGAAAUAUCUUCUGUUGGUUUGACAUUAAGGCUUAUGUGCUCAUUUGCUCUCUUCCUCCUUUUGAACAGGCUAAACAGGCAUAACUACUUCAGCUUCUUGUAAUCAAGUGUUCAUUACCAUCACUGGAGCUUUUUGCCAUAUGUAGUGGUUUGAAUUAAGUCUUCUUGAAUAGAUAGACCAAAAUCAGAGACACUAUUCAAAACAGGGUUCUACUGUUACCUUUCAGAAUGCUAUUGGACUGUCCCAUUCAUUCUGGUAGAGUUACAUCAAUCACAGUUCAUCAAAGAUUUUUUUUUUUUAAUCUUUAUCACACCAAUACACUUGUGGUCUUCUUGGGAUAAAAAAAGAUUCUCAAUUUGCCUUAGUUUCAAACAGUUGCAAAUAACAGUAAACUAUAGCUGGUGGAUUACUGUUAAUGUGAAGAUUGUGCCUACGGUGCUCCUUUCCAAUCAGAAGAUCCCUGGCUAAGAGUUAUAUCUGAACUGAGGAGCAAUGGGAAGCCAAGAGCAAACUUUAGCUUCUCAGCAGUGUUAGCUUAGAGUGAAACAAACCACAGUCAUGAUUUAGAUGGAACACCAAGCCAGGAAUUGUGAUUUGUGGUUCCUGCUAGGGGAGAAGCAAAAUGGGGGCCAUCUGUGUGUUCUUGAUAAACUAAUCAUUAUAGUUUAUGUGAAUGCAGUCAUGAAGUCUCAGAAUGCAUGAGUUCCUACUCUCCAGCUCCAUUCCAGUUUCUCCUGUUCUAGCGCUCAUUGUUUCCCUUGCAUUGUUUCCCUCUUUAUCUUUAUAUGAACAAAAACAAAUAAUGGCUGUCUGUUCUGUGCUGUUAGCAAAUUUUAUCCCCAUCCAUCUGCUUUUUUAAAAAGUCAUUAAAAACCAUUAGCUUUAUUGUCAUAGAUGACACUUUUAAAACUUUAAAAAUAUUGUCUUGUUUUGUAGCGUUGUUAUUGGGUAUUGGUACCCAUGUAACAUGUAUACUCAACUGUCACAUUAGGAAGUUAUACAAAGCAAAUUUUAUUAUAUUAACAUAGAUCCUCUAAAAGCAAUUUAAAACACCCAAAACAUACAGCUCUAAACAUACACAAUGUUAAAAUAUGUGGUACUUACAUUAAUGUAAGAAUAUGAACAAACCAAUAAGAUUAAGAACAUUUCUUUACAUGUCUUUGCAGGAGAAAAGAGAAAACUAAUAAUAGUUUCUGUUAUUAUUUUGUUCAUGUUAGCCAGUAAGUAGGACAGAGGAAAUGAGAUUCACUCAUGACCUCUCUGGUUAGUUGUUGAGUCAUUUUUAAGACCUUAGAUAUUUUUUAAAAAAAUCCAUAAAUAAGGCCUCAGCUUAUAAGAUAACCUAAUUUUUAUUCAUUGUCAGUUUUCUGAGGCAAGAAUGGGCUGAAUUCUUAGCUUUCUGCCUCCUGGGAAUCCCUGUGGUCCACUAGGCUCUUAAAUUUACAAAGCAAUAGUGGAUUUCUUAAUAGUUUAGGCAUAGCUAAUCAAUGUUAAAUGUUCCCAAGUAAACACAGUUUCUUAAAAACAAAAGAAGUGCUUUUUUGAAUUAAGCACUGGCUACCUAGUUUGGCCUGCUUCACAACAAUCUUGGCACUUGGUCCGCUGUCUAUUUGUCGACCUCUUUUCCAUACUCCUGCUCUAAAAUCUAGAUGUAUUUUAAAAUCAAAAUCACUUGUGGGUGGAUGGAACUAGUGCAACAUUUUCCCUCAUUAUGAACACAAGGAGGUUGGACACCUUUUUCUACUCUCAUCUCCACACAUUGAGAGAGGCUACUGUUGCAUCUGAUUCACAGAAGACAAGGUGUUUCCUAUUGGACAGAUUCCAGCAUCUCCUACAGUUGCUUGAUGGUAACUUAGUUUUUGUCCAGUAGGUUUUCAUGUGAAGGUUGCUCAAUUAUGUAUUCUCUUUCUUCAGCUCAACUAAUCUAUCCUCAUCAUGAUGAUUUUACUUCCUGUCUUCUGUUACAUACAUUGGCUGUCUCUCAUCUUGCAUUCAAUUUAACUUUCAAAUGUAUGCAUUCUCCCACUUGUUUGUUGUGCAUGUUCCUCUCUUGCUGUCUUGACUCCCCUGAUAACACUGUCCCCUGUAAAUUCAGUGCUACAGUAUUGAUUUCCCCACUGUGCUCUGUUUUUUAUCUUUCUUGUUGCUCCAUUGGAACUCUGCCAUUCUUCCAUUUUUAGUAUUUAAAUGCAGUUAAAGAAAGAAGGGAUGAAGAGGUAUUGUUCAUCCUAUCAUUCUUUAACUGAACUCUCACUUUCUACAAUUCCCAUACAUUGCCCUUCCAUUAUGUCUUCCUGCAGUGGGUGCCCCUGGGUGCAAGUGUGCCUACCAGUACACCCUGUGGUGCCUAUGAAACGUAAAUAUUGCCUCAAAAAACUACAGUGUGUAAGUUUGCUAUUCUUGUUCAGUUCUUGUUUGUACUGAAUCAGCCUCCCCCAUAGUGAACAUGUUCAUACCCACAUUUCAUUGGAUGCCAGGAUUGGACACCCACUCCCCCUGUACUGAACAGAGGAGAGGUGCAAAAACUGAGCAAGUGCGGCGGCUCAUGUAGGUGCUUUUUUAUGGGGUGGGAGCAGGCCCACAGCAUUUUGUGGUCCUGACUCUCCUUUUUUAGACGUAGCAGCCAUUUUGUGUUGAACCACACCCUCAAAGCAGCCAUUUUGUGUUAGGUUAUACACCCAAUCUUUUCGCUGGCAACCUGUGGCACUUUCUUAAAAUUCCAGAUGUGCUCACUGGUCCCAAAAGAUUGGUGACCCUGUCUUACUUUAGGUGUAAGCUUGAGAGUAGGGUAUGUAGCUUUGUUUAUAAAGGUUUAUAUAUGGUUGCUGUAUGUGCAGCAUGCACAUUAUCCCAGCAUUGUUUUAUCUUGUCAUAGCUGGAAAUGGCUCUAAGAGACGUUGUGUAUAACACUCACUUGACAAUUUCUGUCCUGUGGAUUUGUAAUCCAGGAGCAAACGUAAAUUAUCAAGAGCACUGACACAAAGUACCUGUUUCUGGACUGUAUAAUUUCAUACUGCAGGUGGAGGGUUGCAUGUUUUCUAUGUCCUGUCCCCUGAUCACACAUUGAGAAAUCUCAGUGUGCAUAACAAGCUAGUAUGACAAGAGAGAACGCUUGCCUAGAGCCCUCCUUGACAUAGUUCUGUAUGUACAGGGAGUACUUUAUAUGAAGCAACAUACAAAACGUGUAGCCUGUUUCCUGAAGCCUGAAAUAGAACCAAGUAAAGGGGUCAGCCUAGAUGAGUGCUCUAAUAGUCUGAUUCUGCUGUAAUUGAUGCAGGAAAAAUGUCAGAUAAGGAAAAUGCAAAGUGAUAGGGAAGAGUUAAUGUAGAAUAGAUGAGCCUGGAGUGAGCAAGAAAGACUCUGUUCUCCCCACCCCCCAAAAAAAUUCUUUGUAGGGAAUUGUAUAGUGAAUGUGACCAUCUCUUCCUGCUCUUAGUUAAAUAACAUUUGCUCACUCAUCAGUGUAGAAGUGGAGAUUCUGAAGACAAUAGCAUCUUUGAGGCCUUUUUGCUCAUGAGUAUUUUUAGUCUCAGGGCCUUUUUAGUUGUAACUAUGAGGAGAUAAUGUCUAAUUUUUAAGAACAGGGUUGUGUUGCUCAUUCAGCUCUCACUUUUUUUAAACAAAACAGCGUUUCGGUUUUACUAACCUAUGUGAAGAAUUUAUCUAGGUUUCUUUUUAAAACUCAUUUCUAGUGGAAAUGAUAAAAAAAAGGCUUUUGAAGUAUAGAGUGCAGAUUUUUGGCAUGGAAAAUGGGAUUAAAUAUCCUUAGGCUUUAUGAAAAGUGCAGUCAUUCCUUGAGAAAUUGCUCCAAGCUGUCAGGCUCUGGGCUUUUGGGGUUCACAAUGAACUUUGCUUGUCAUGAUCUCAUAACGUGCAAUUUACAUUUUCUCCCCCUCCAUUGCCGUCUGAUUAUUAAUUUUGGUUAUGCACUCUUAUUGAAACUUAACAGUCUGCUGCAAACAUCUGUCUACUUGAUCUUAUACAUUAGUGCAAAUUCAUUUUUCUCCUUUGAAGAAAAUCUGUAGCCGUUUCCAUUUCUAAACACACUCCAUUAACUUUUUAGAUGCUUCAGCUUAACAUGAUAUCUUGACUGUUUUGUCUUUUUAUGUACUUCAUGGUAUCCUCAUUGUGCUAGCAGAAGUGUUUGAGGUUUUUCUUCUAGUAGUUAUAGAAUAAAACUCUAUUCACUGCCUGUCUUUUUCAGCCACUUAAUCUGCUGCUGCUGCUACUUUCUUUUGUGGACUUCUCGGUUCCAGUUACUGGGUUAUAAAAAAAAUCUUCUCCAGGAUUGCAGAAUUCUCCUUUCAAACUUCCGUUUUCCAGGUGUGAUGUCACUUCCUCCUCCAUAAUUAUAGUGCUACCCAGUUAGAUUUUAAAAGAAAAAAGAAAAGCACAAUGCUUCCGUACCCAUUUAAGUGUCUCUUGUGCCUGGCUGCCAUGCUGUUAACUGCUCAUGUUAAAGCAUCUGUAAUUUUUGGUUAUAGGAGCUAUAGUAAUGAAUUCUGAUUUCCAUUUCCAUUAGAAAUGUUUUCAGAAUUGAUUAUGCAUCCUUUAAUAUUUGAUAUUCAGUAAAUCCAGAAUUUCAACAUAUAAUUCAUUCAGUGUUACUUAUGACAAUUCAGUCUUGUAUUAGCUACUCACCUGGUCACUGUUGGCAGCUAGGAAUUCCCUCCAGGUGUGUGAGUGGGCUUCCUAAGGAGAACUGGUGUGCUUUGUUUCUCCUUCACCAGCCCUUGUAGCUUGCAAUUUUCCUUUAAAAAACCCCCACACAAAACAGUCUGCUUUUUGCUAAUAAGAGGAACUCCUUUGUAUAAGUAAAAAGCAGGCUAGUUGCUUUGGGUGGGGAGCUAAAAACUAAGUGAUAACAUUGUACAUCAGAAAAAUGCAGCUAUGAGGAAAAGUAGAACCAUCUUUUGAAAAUUAAAAUAUGAAGGGGCCUCUAAAGCAGUGAGCAUUUUUAAGUGGCAUUUUAUUAAAUUUAGUUUAUUUUCUCGUAGCAAAGCUCAGGGUAUUCCAUUCCUUCUAAUCUGAGAAGAAGGUUUAACAAUUCUCUUGAUUUCCUUCAUUAGCUGUUGCUCUGAGGGUAAAGCGUAGAAGACAAAAUGACCUGCUAGUUAAUAAAAACUUGAUGUCAAAGCAUAGUCGCUAUAUUUUUUAAAGUUUCAUAAAAAAAAUUUCACGUUUUAGUUUCCUCAUCCCACUUUGUCAAUAUUUUUACACUAAUCCUGUUUAAAAUUACGACUACCUGCGGAUUUUAAAAAUACUUAAAUCUGUUAUUAAACUUUGAAAAAUGCCCUUGCGCCAGUAAUUCUUUAAUAGACAAAGAAUAACCUCUAUUUCUGAAGGCAAAAAUCAUACAAGUUUCAGUCAGGUGAAUCCUUUCCAAAUGAGGUAAAAUGGUUCUGUGGAUGGGGCUCCAGGUGGUGGGAUUCGGAAGUACACAGAUAGUAGCUGGGCUUUGUAGCCAUUUUGUAUUUUUAGUAGCCAGCAAGAAUAUUUAAAUAUGCCUCUCUGCAUAUGCAGAGCAUCUUUCUCCUACAGAACAACUGGCCUAUCACAGAAUUAAGAAACAGGAUUUAAAGGGCAGGUGGCAUUGCCAUAGCUGUCAAGUGUUCCCUUUUUUAAAGGGAAAUUCCCUUAUUCCGAAUAGGAUUCCUCGCAAGAAAAGGGAAAAGUUGACAGCUAUGCUCCUCACACACAGGCCCUACCACUCCCAGGAAUCCAACACUCUUGAAUAUACUUGCCAGCAUAGUAUAUUCAGAAAGCACAGUUCCUCUUUUAAAUUAAAAUAAAUAUCUACUACAGUGUUGUGCCCCUACUUCUAUUCACCCACACCUGUCUGCUUAAGAUUCUUGCUGGUUGGAGGCCAUUUUCAAUACUGAGGUGAGGUCCAGUGAGUGGAAUCUUUCCCACGACAAAAGGAAGUUGACUCCAGGGUUUUCCUCGUUCCGUCCAGCAGUUUUGUUCACAAGCUCAAUACGAGCCCUUUCCAAUUUCUAAAUUUAGUUUCUCAGUGGAUUCACAUCCGUGGUUCUGGACCGAAUGCGGAUUGUCUCUUGCUUUAGGCACACUGCCAUUUUGUUUUUUCAAUUGGCUACAUGUUCAAAUACUUGGGGCUUUAGUUUACAUUUUCUGGAUGCUAGUUUUUACUCUUAAACAUUUGCUCUGGGAGGGAGACGGGGAGCUGGCUUCAAGGUUUACACAAGGGCAGCCCAGUCGCUACUGUGCCGAUCUGGCUUUUGCUCAAUGGGUAUUACAGCCUGUGAGGUGAGCAAGGAUGGGAAGAGAUAAGGAUUCUGCUGAGAUGGCGAGACCAGGCCUAAUGAGGGAGAAUGAAGCAAGACAAAGGCAGGGAACCCUUUGGCAGAUUUUAUUUAUUUUAAAGUAAUAUUUGUAUAUUCCUUUUCAACAAUAGUGGUUCUCACUGUUUGUAUAAUAAAAGCAUGUUUAUAAUCUUGUGCACAGUAGGAGAUCUUACAUACCAGAUGCCGCCAAUGAUUUGGUGUUGUUUUUUUUUAAAAAAGUAUUCAUGCUUCCAGCAUGGUGGCAUCAAUGAGAAUGGGGUGUGGAGAACUACUGUUCUCAGUUUGGGUUUCCUUAGUCCACCAGGAGUUUCUAGAAACCGGUGGCAUCAAUGGCUCUCACCCAUAGAACUGAGGGAAAAGGUGCUCUAACAACAACUUGAGCACCACAGGUUGCUCACUCUUGAGCUAAACUGAAGAUAGUUGAGGAAAUAGUUACUUGCCUGAGGACUCCCACUGAUUUCUUGGCUUCUCAGCUCAAUCUGUUUGAACACAAAGCUACAUCUCUUCUAAUACAUAUAACUAGCUUUGAAGUGGGUUGGUUUUUUUUUUUUUUUACAUUCAAGCAGUAUAUACAUUUUAUUAAAUAAAUCAAUACUGAAGGAGAAAGUUGCCAAAUUUUUAAAAUGUGUCAGUCCUUAUCCUGUUUUAUAGCAACCUUUCAGCAUGGGAAAGGCCAGUAACUGCUUAAGUUUGGAUAUAAUGUACUGUAGCCUUUUCGUAAAUUGCAGGCUUUGCCCAGUUCUGCAUAGAAAGAACUCUAUGUGAGUGGUUUUGAAGCUCUGUCUUCUGUAUGAGGCAAUUUUCAGAUAACCAUCAAAGAUGAAAAUGUUGGGAACUGUAAUUAUUAAUGGCAAAUAGCAUUUUCCUUAGGGUAUUGGCCUCAUGUUGUAGCAGUUGAACAGUUUUUAUAGCUGCGCUAUGCUGUUUAAAAUGCAAUCUUACAGUAGGCCAUUUUCCACAGAGAAUUCCUUUCUUGAGAGUGAAUAGCGGUUGCCUUGCCACCCAGCUUUCUGAAUGGGGUCUACUGUUGCCCUUGCUUUUCAGGUAAUAUUUUGUUCUCAAAUUUCACAUGUCUUCCCUACCCCCACCAAAUUUCAUGCUGGAGAGACUGGAAUUAUAGAUGCUUUAAAACCAGUUUUUGUUUAGCUAAUCUUACUUAUUGAUUUCCUACACCUAAGUGCUGUCAAGUUCAGCGUUCCCAAACUGUUUAGGUUUGUCAACCUUUUUGCAAACAAAAUUUAUGCUGCUGUUUGUGUGAGGCUUCAAGUUAAACUUCUGAAAUAAGCACUAUUCAGACGUACUGAUUUGCUGCUCCCCCGUCCACCAAAUCAUUUAUCAUGAGGUGAUAUAAAAAGUAUGACUUUUUGCUCUGUAAAAACUGCAAGGCUCACUUUGUAUUUUGGCAAGAAAGAAUGUGCAACCUGUGCAGCGUUGACCAUUGGUUCAUCUUGGCCAAUAUAGUCUAACCUAAGAGGUGGCUAACCUAUGGCCCUUUAGGGCCUUCCAUGGUUUGGCUGAAGAAGCAGUUGCUCAUAUGUAGGCUCCAAAGAGGUCAGGGCUCCAGCGUUAUCAGAAGUGCAGGUCAUGUGGAAGACUACACACAGUAGCUGCUCAUGCAUAGGUCUCCUCAAUGCAGACAUUCAGAUCUAUGUGUUGGUGCACUCCCACUUCCUGGUCACCAUGUGAUGUCUCCGUCGCACAAUUCAAAUGUGAAGAGGGUACUGUCUGCUUUAAUGCAUGGAGUCAUGUACUACAAGGACUUCAGAAACUGAAAAGUGGUGGUGGUAAAGCCAGAGCCCUAUCUACAGCUCAAAAGUGAAGCCCUUAUAGAAGAGGCAGACUAUCCAGACAUUUCUGUUCCUUAACCCUGUUUGAACCCAACGUUUUUCUGAAGCGGUGUAUUGGUAUGCAAGGAGGGGGAGGUUGUUGGUAGUGAGAGGGCAUAAAUUAUAGGCUAGUUAGUAACUUGGAUUUGUGUGACAACCUUCCUAAUCUACAAAUGAGACUUUUAUAUCACUUCCUCUUCUGUUCUGACUCUCCCAGUCUCUUGUAUGUGUUUUCUUUCCAAUAAUCUUGCUGGUUACGUAUAUAUAGUACCUUAGAAUUACAUGUUUGUCUGUAGUGUAUUUUAACUGAAAUUUAACUGAAAUCGGAGCAGGGGCUGAUUAUGGUUAAUAUGUUUUUCUUUGGCUUCAGGAGUGCCCUCUGGUGGUUUUAAAAGACUAUGAUAGCUUUUAAUUUGAGGCAGUUUCCAAGAACACAACCCUGCUAUGAAAAAUAGCCACUUAUACGUCAUCUGGAAGACAAGAUGUUUGAGAUUCAAAUGAAUACUAUGGCAGCUAGAGCAGGGUUGGGGUGGAGCAGCCAUUUGGAUAUAUUUGCAUAAAUUAAGGUCCUAAUAAAAAAAUUAGAAGGUUGUAAAACUUAAUGGAACGAUUAGAAGGUUAUAAAAGUUAACCACCUAACACAGGAGUGUGGGACCUUUUUGGCCCAGCAGGAGAGAUCCUUAUUCUUUCCCACCCCUGUGAAUCAACACACUUGUAAAUCUCUGUUAUCGUUAUGUCACAUGAUUGACAGGUGAGUUACCCCACCUAUCUGUCCAAGUCCGUAGUGCACUGCUUUUGAAGUGCCUUACAGCCAGCUAGUUGUUGGGCACGUUGGAACCACAGCUCAAGGGACUAGGGUAGUCUGAACAUAAGGCUGGCACCCCCGUUUUCUGUAGAGAUUGGCUGAGUGAUCAAGUUUCCUAUGGGGAUCUCAGUCGAACAGCUGAUCCAGCAGCAUCGUCCCUGCUCCACACCUGAUGUACACAUAGCGUUGGAUGUGGAGCAGGUGGGUGUGGUUUGGGGGAAAUGAUACUGUGGUGUGAAUUUGGCUCACAGAUCGAAGGCUCCCUACCUUUGAUCUUACAUGUGAUAUGGUAGAAUGGUUGCCAGUGAGGCUACAAAGUGCAUGGACAUCACUGUUGUAAGUGAUUUUGUGUGAAGCAAAUACUACAUAAUUUGGGCUUUUAAAAAACCAAACUUCUUUUGUGAAAGUUCUUGAAAAUGAAGAGCUUCCUGGGAUACAGCUUCACACUAAUAACUUGCCACUUGGACUAGAGCCCAUGUGGUUUGGGUCUUCUGUGGCAAACAUUGCUAAUCAGCCCCAUUUACUGCCCCAGCUCUCUUGCCUGUGGUUUUUAAUAACCCAAAUAACAUUUCUUGUAGUUCUGUUUGCCUCUGAAAUUACCAGUGCAUCUUGGUGCCAUUUGUGAUCUUUCGCUGCAAUGAAAUACUAUUCUAGUGUUAGGGCACAGAUAACGGUACUGAGGUGUGAUUGCCAACUUCCAGGUAGAUCAGCCAUGAAACCAGGUUUUGAUGGUUUGCAUGUAAUUCUGGCACCAAAGUAAAUCUGCCACGUGAAGCUUCUGCUGCAGGCUUUCUUACAUGAUACAGGCCAUGUUGGUGUUGAGCCUGGAUAAUUCCAUUACAGGCAUCUAAAUAGUGAAGAAGAUACUGGAAAAAGCUGGAUUUAAUCAGGAUUCUGAACUGGUUUAGAAGUUUCCCGGCUUAAUUUCAGCCAGGGUUAACUAUUUUACACAUAAUGGCAGGCCCUAUGGGAACAGGGGGAAUUUAUUUCUGAGGAACAGUGUAAUAGGCCCAGGAGUUUCAGUCAAGAAUAUUUUUGCAAGUUCUGACAUUCCUUGAUAGAUCACAUUCAGAGGUUUAAUAACCAAAGAUGUAAAUGAGGCUUUUGCCUGCUUGAGUCCACAGAUCCAUUGGGGAAGGGCUGUAGCUCAGUGGUAGAACAUCUGCUUUGUGUUCAAAAAGUCCCAGGUUCAAUUCCUGGCAUCUCCAGGUAGGGCUGGGAGAGACUUCCUCUCUGAAAUUUUGCCUGGCACUGCCUGGCAGUAGAAAAAAUACUAAGCUAGGUGGACUAUUGACCCGACUCAGUAUAUGUCGGCUUCCUGUGUUCCUUUGCAUAAGUUUCCUGUUGAACCUGAACUGGGAAACUAUAGUUAUCAAUUUCAGAGCAGGCUGGGAUAUUCAAGCACUGUUUUGAAGUUGGUUUAAUAUCCUGCCUUAUUCCAAAGCUGUUGAUCCAGAUGGGGAAAACUGUGAUUAAAUGGAAAACUCUAGUCAAUACUGUAGUUAAAACUUCCUGUUUCGUUUGCUGCUUGCAUGCAUGAGCAAGAGGCAUAUUCCUAUCUUGGCUUAUUAAGCAGAGAUACAAUCACCCAAACCCUCCCUUUGUACCAAAUUGCAGAAAGGCAGUUGGAGCAGCAUAUCUUAAACCUUUUUUUUCUUUUUUCUUUUGCUAAGCAGCCCUACUAAAGAUGUUUUUGUCUGGUUCCAGGCUUCUGUUAGCUUGACUGAAAGUGAGACGUUGCCUUUUAUGCUGCUUCAUUUCAAAAACACUUGCUAGGCUGCUAUUUGAGCAUCGCUGUUAAAGAUUCCUAAUAAAAUCACUCUUGAGUGGCUGCUGCCUUGUGGGUGUAUCUGUAACAAUCUGUCCAAGACUGAAUGCCAGAAAUGAAGCUGCAGUAUACCCGGUCAGAAUGGUGAUCCAUCUGGCCCCAGAGUGCUUGCACUGGCAACUGUUUUCCAAGGUCUUGGGUAUGGUCCUGCUUCCUAAGCUUCCUAGCUGGAGCUGUUGGACAUUAAACCUGGGCCUUUGACAUGAAAAACAUGUCCUCUGCCACUCAACUAUGGUCCCUCCCCUUGGCCAUAUAGGGCUUCUCUUGAAAUUGCUUCCAUUCACAUAGAGGUGCAGCCGCCUGCAUUCUAAUUGGCACACAUCACUUGACUCUAAUUCUCUCUCCUGUACUAGCUCUUUGUUUCCUGCGCCAAUUCAUAUGCGCAAGCCCAGAUGUGCAAAGCUUUUGAAAUGUAUUGGAUUCAUAAUGAAGAGUAUGAGUCAUUUCUUACGUCGUGUAACAAUCUCUCUAUGAUUAACUCGGAACUCUUACCUCACUCUAUACCAUACAUGUGCAGAAUCCAUGUGGCAGUGAUGCAGAGAAAGGUAUUCCUGGUGACUGCUCAACCAGAUACGGAGUUUUCUUCUGCUGGAGAUUUGCUAAAGCUUUCAGAAGCAUUGAAAUAUGUUUUCAAUUGGUCUAGUUUAUAGUGAUCAGAACUAAGCAGUUGCUGGAGUUUUAAAAGUGUACUGUAUGAUAAGUUAACAAUUAUUGUGUUAUUGCUUGUUUCUCUGUCCUUGCGAUAAAUGAAUUAAACCAAACUUCUUUUGGCAGUCAUGCUGGCUAAAACUGACUUUUCCAGACUCCUCUAUGUCUUAGGAUAUUGGAUGGAAUCCAGCACCGUGCUGCGGUGAAUGUCCCAUCAGCACAGGCAUUGCAGCUUCUCAGAUGGAACAGUUUCCCCUCUCCUCCCCUGUGUGCUGUUCUAGGCAUUCUCCAGACCAACCCAAGCCAAUUUCAGGGGGGAAGAGAGGGGGGAAAACCCCAUUGUGCAAGCAGAAGUCCAAGUGCAGGGCUUGCACUGAUGGAGCUCGUUAGGGGAUUAGUGCCCAUUACUUUUAGGACACUCUUUAAGCAACUAAGACCUCCACUGUUGCCAUGAUGGAAAUGUAAUGUAAACCUAACAUUUUAGCUUUAUCGAGGACUAAAAGACUUAAAUUGCCACCACAAGAUUAGCAUAUUUGUUUAGAAUAAGUUCUCUGCAAUCAGUAGAUUUCCAGGAAAAAGCAUUGAUGAUAUUAGACCAUGGAAACUCACCUGGAACUAUUUGUACGUUUGUUUUAGUAAUAAGCGUACAUCCCACCCUUUUUUUAAAACAACACCCAAAAUAUUUAAAUAAAACACUGUAGUGAAGCACUGUAAUAAAGUACAAAUGCUGAUAAUGAAUGAAUUGAAUACUUUUAAUUAAACAAAUUUGUUGCAUAGUUCAAAGAAAUUUGUUUUAUGGCAUGUAGAGCAUGAUAAAUUCUUUAAAACCUUCCUUGUAAUAAAAGUGUUGUUGUGUUGGGAAUAACAUGAAUAUGGCAAGUUAUUUUUUAGGCUGCAAUCCUAUGCAUAUGUACUCAGGAGUAAGCUCAACUGAUUAAAGUGAAGCUCGCUUAUAUUAUUAUUAUUAUUAUUAUUAUUAUUAUUAUUAUUACUAUUAUUACUUUCAUUAUUUAUUCGAUUUUUAUACCACCUUCCAUCAAAAUAUCUCCGGGCUGUUCACAUAGGAUGCCUGUAUGGAAGUGAAGGAAGCUUUUUAAAUGAAUGUUGAAAUCAAUCUUUUAAAGUAUAUUUUUGUGGAAGUUGUGCAAAUAAAAGCCAGAGACUUUACCAACUUUGAACUAAUGUAUAUGUUGUAGUAAGCAUAAGAAGUUCAGUGAAUGCCGAUGUUUAUUGGUAAUCCUUAAAGUCUUUUGAGGUCCGUAGGAAAUAGUAAACGCACUUCUCCACUGUCUCGCCGAGACAGAUGCAUGCCAACAAUCAAAGAAUCUUAAGGCAAACUGAGUGCUUUUUUCUGACAGUGACCAAAUUUCAUCCUCCUUUCUCUCCCAUUACUGGCAAAUAUUUGAACAAUUUCCCACAAAACUUACUCUGGACAUUAUCAAUGAAUUAUUGAAACAAGAAUGUCUUUGGUCAAAGACACUUGGUUGGCUUUAAAAUAUUUCCACUAAUGUCAGAAUUGUCUGAAAUAUUCUACUGGCUCCCUAAAAUGUUAAGAACUCCUAGUAAAUGUCAGAGGUUCAUAGUUUGACAUUUACCUUAAUACACACUUGUCCAAGGGUGCAUUGAUUUAAAUCGGAUUUCUUGUUGUGAAAUUAAUAUAUUUCCUGGGCAAGCAUGCAUGCUAUCUGAUUGCUACAAUAAUUAAUGUGUUCGUUUGCAAUUCAGUAUAAUCCAAAAUCUUUUACCAUGUAGUCUGCAUCAAUUGCAGAAUUGGAACUGCUUUGAGAAAAGCAGCUUAGCCCUCUUUGUAUGUGCUCAAGGAAGCAAAGGAAGAACACUUGUCUGCAGCUGAAAUUGUAUGCACAGUUAUUUGUAAUAAAGUUUCUUUGAACAACAAUACUUCCUAGUAAAUAGGCGUAGGACUGAGUUGUAAGUGUCUGGAACUUUCCAGAAGCAAGGCUGGUCGGUAGUACACAAAAAAACCCAUGUUUCCAUGAGAUCAUGGAAACCAUUCUGUUGGUUACAGUGCCAUAAUUUGAAAAGUAAUACAUUGCAAAGUUCAUGUAGCAAAACAUUUGCACAAGGUCACCCAUGUGGGCUGUUGGAAUGCUGGGUAAAAUGUGGACUAGCAUCUCCUAGCUUCCAGCACCUAUGAUGGCCUGCUAAACUCUUGUUAGGCCAUAAGAACAAAUAAUAAUUAAAUAGUUCAUUGUGCCAUUUUCUCAACUUCAGAAGUUAGACAUUUGUCCCUGUAAUUUUUGCUUUAUUAGAAAAAUAGCCUAUUUAAGAUGUAUUUGCUAUCAGGCCACAAUUCAUUUUAAAGAGACAAGUAGAUUUUAACAUGCUUUGUAUUUAGAUUUCAUUUUAAACCAGGUUAUUUUAGGAAAGACACCACAUAAUUAGAAUUGUAAAAUCAGUUUAAAAUCGUUUACCUUUAUCCACUUUGCAAACUCCUCCCAAAUUACUCUUCCCAUGUUUCCAUUUAAUUAUACAUUUCUUCUUCCUACUUGUUGCCAUUAGCUUGAAAACCUGGCUUCCACUUGAUUAUGCUCACACAUCCCUUAUGGAAAUGCUUCAGUGGCUGCCACUUAAUUACUAAAGAAAUUGCUGCAUAUUUAGAUGUAGGCAUCUCAUUUGCUGAACAGACAUGUAAUAACAAUUCAUAUUUAGAGUAUUUUUUUGAGAUCCUUCUUUCUAUUAAAAGUCUCCUCAGAAAUUGGUCACUAUCUGAGAUAUACAAGCUUUUAAAUUCUGUUUGUGUUGGUAGAAUUACUCGUUAACAUAUUUUACAGUGGAAUUUUAGUUGGUCUGCUUACUAGCUACAAAACUGAGCUAUGUUAGGGAGCUGCUGUGGCAUUUUAACAUGUGUUUGUGUUUCUAGGUACGAGCACACCAGUUAGUUUUACCACCCUGUGAUGUAGUGAUCAAAGCUGUAGCUGACUAUGUCCGCAAUAUUCAGGACACUUCUGAUUUGGAUGCCAUAGCUAAAGAUGUCUUUCAACAUUCACAGGUAAGGAAGGAACAAAGAUCAUAGGUGUAGACUCAUUUUAAAGUACAAUUGUACAAAUAGUCAACUUCUACUGUGUGUGUACUCAUGUGCACAUGCCUUCCUAUCACUAUUCUCUCUUAUCAUUGUCAUGUCCAAGGAUGUGUAACUUGGGUUUGCUUUUUUGGGUUCUGUAAAUUUCCAUAAUACCGGGUACAGCUUUAUGGCAAUGUUAACACCAAAGACUUUUAGUAACACAAGCGUGGCUACUAACAUUUCAGUUUUGGUUGUGGUUGCAUUAUAGGCCUGACCCUAAGAGUGUUGUUGUGACCAUGCUAGCUGAAUAGUACUAAUCAUCGGGGUGGUUAAGAGGGAUGGAGGGGGAAAAACAACAGAUAGGAAUCUCACUAGACUCCCUGUACUGCUUAUCAGAAAAUCCUGCAUUUGAGAUAAUUAAACGCAGAUUGUUAGACAACGAAUUUCAAGAACUUAGUAGUAAAAUCAGGAACAGCUUCUGUGCAAGUCUAGGGAUGGUGCGAUGUGAGGAGCCAGUGGCUACUUAUCUCCCAUUGGACCAACCUGAAUCAACACAGGGCAUACAUGCUAGCGAGACUGAAUGUGCCACUUUCGGCAACACUGUAGGGAGAUUCCACAAAAUAACACUCGCAGAGAGACCAUGCCCCUGAGGACAGAGUCAUAUAAAAUCAGUUGUGCAUGUUCUUUUGCACUGCACAUGCAUCAGUUGUGCACUGAUUUUUUGUUAGCAGGGAGUGGCAUUCAGAUGAAUGUAAGUUAGCGUUAUGUUUACUCAGGAUAGGGAUAAGAUGGAGAUAGUAGUCAGGUUUCUGCAACAUACAGUGAAGAUUUGUGAAUGUUAUACAACCUUAAUUUAAUAGUUAGAUGUAAAUUUUGCUGAACGAUUUUAUUGUACUGAAUCUUACUGGAAUCUAUAUGCCCAUAAAGGUUUGAGAAAUGAGAAUACUAGUUCGUGUGUGUGUGUGUGUGUAAUUUUAAUAAAGCUUUUAAUAUGUCUUUUAGUCUAGAACGGAUGACAAGGUUAAACGAUUUAAGAGAGCAGUUGCAUAUUAUUCAGCAACCAAUAAGCCUAUGCCAUUUCAUCCACCGCAUUACCUAGGUAAGUGUUGAAACUUACUUUGAGUUGAGUAUGAUACUGAGAAUUUGGUUAAACAGUAGGAGAUGACCUACACCAGGGAGGAGAUGGGAGACAAUAGAGAAAUCGUACAACAUUUAUCCUAUUAAAUCAGUCAGAUUUCACUUUGAUAUCCUGGAUCAGUAGGCAAUCUGACCCAGCUGUGGUACCUAGCAGGCACUCUUGUGUCUGCUCUAAGUGUUCCACUCGCUGCUGUCAGAGAAGUUCUGGUCAGUUGAAAUUGAUGUUACUUAUUGGCAGAUUAGCUUGUGCACAAGCAGAUGUUGGCUUCUCUGCUGUGGUUAGUCACAAGCUCUGGCUUGGACAUAACAUUAAGCCAGCUAGUCUGUGGUUUGCGUCCCCACUGGGGGAGCAGAGUGUGAGUGCUCAAGUCAGUGUUGCACCCAGACAUGGUCAUUGUCUGCUGUGGACCUUUUCUCUGUGAUUUCAUGCCUCUGACCCAGAGCUUUCCAGACUUUUCAUGUUGGUGGCACACUUUUUAGACAUGGAUCAUUUUGCGAUGCAGUAAUCCAGUUUUACUAGCAAACUAACCCUGGGAGGAGUUCAGGGAGCGUUUGUGUGACACACCUACACACAGCAGCCGACACACUAAAGUGUCACGAUACACAGUUUGGAAAGCUCUGCUCUGACAGCUUCUUUGCCACGUACAUGGCAAUACUUGAUGCAGAUUUAGAAAGGCAGCCGGUUAAAAGGGGGAUUCCUGGGUGAGGUUAUUGCUUGCUUUUCUCCUCCAGGAUAGCAUCCUAUUUUGAAAUGUUCUUGUGUGUAAGAGAGUGUGCGCAUAUGUGCCAGUGUGUCUCUUUGUGCAGAAAUUCCUUUGAGCAAAGUGAAUUUUGCUUCAGAAACAAGAUCUAAAGAGCUUACAACUAACUUUAUCCUGGAUAAGUAUUACAUCAGAUUAUUAUACACAAAUACUGAGACUAGUCUUAACUAUUUCUGAAAAUGUUAGUGGUGUGCACCAACUACAAUAUUCAGUUUGGCCCCUGAUUUGGGAAACAGCCCAUUUCUGUCCAAGGGUGCACAGUUCAGCUUUGGGUUCAUUCAAUCUGCUCACCACCCAGAUAGCUAUUGGAAAGGCAAAAAAAAAAAAAAAAAAAAAAAAGGCUAUAUAAACUUUUUUCCUUUUUGGUGGAAGUGAAUGAAAUUUGCAGGUACACUAGCCCCUCCUGAGUAAAAGAGCAUGCCAAAUUUCAGAAAAAUAAAUCCACGGGCUUUUGUGCUGGAUAUCUUUCCACAUUGAUUUUGGGGUAAGAAAAACUAAAAGGGGCUUGCUUUCUAGGUAAAAACAUUUUCUUUGAUUCCAGCUUGACCCGUCAUUCCACUCAGGUUUCAUGAUAAGCUUAGAGAUACUAUUUUUGUAUUCAGCAGACACACAUCCUGUAGGGUUUUUUAAAAUGCCUUUUUUGAUGAGCUACCGUGAUGCAUUUCCAGGGAUCCCCACUUCACCCUUGGUGUCUCGUACAAAUCCUGCUUUCCCACUGCCAAGGCAUUCCUCUAUGCUUUGGAAUUUGUCUGAAUACAGUGUACAGCCCUAUUAAAUAAAGAGGUAGAAGAGCACUGUGGUCAUUUGUCAUAACUAACUGUUCUAGUCUACACAUGUAACCAUAUGGAAAUCUAAAACUAGAAUUUUUAAUAAAGGUAACAUUUGUUGCAUUAGUGAAAUAGUUUUUAAAAUAGAAAAUGCUUGGAACUGGGGCAAAACACCAUCUGGAUAAAUGUCAGUUCCCCAUCUGUGGGUUUUGUCUGUUCUGAAGUGAUGUCACCUCACCUCAGUUUGCUGUGGAAAUCACAGUAAUUUGGGCUUGAUCACACAGAAUAGUGAGUUCUGCAAGACUUGCCUUUUUACGCCAAGACAGCCACACAAUAACCUAUCUAUUCUGAGAUAAGCUAUCUUGUCAAAAUGGUACAGAUUUGAGUUAGUUUUACUUUUCUAUCUCCCAGGUUGAUGGGUAACAUAUAUAAAUCAGUUCUCUCUCUUCUGGAGAAAUCCUACAUAACAAGUCUUCAUUAGACUAAUUGAAAGCAGAUAUAUUAAUGGCUGUAAAGUGUUGUUUGAACUUGGUUUUCUCUUACAUGAUGUAUCCAUCUUCAUGUGCCUGACUCUCUUCAAGUCUUGAAUUCUGACCGACAGAGAGAAAUGUGUUACCAAUCAAAAAGACUUCUUAAUAACUCGUUGCUGAGAGAGUAUCCUGGUUAAAGUGAGAAAAGACUUCAAAGACUUCAUAUUUGUUCUUCUGUUCUUGCGUGUUGCGCAUGAACUGAGGAUAUUAAAAACAAACCACUUCAGAACUGGAUGCAGAAUUAAAAUUGCUACACUUCCUGUUCUGUGGGGAUAUAGAAAGUAAACAAUGGAUACUAAAAUGGUGGGAGUGACUGUAACAUAAACAGAACAGGAACAGAUAGUGGAAAGAAAAAAUAAAUGAUCAGACUAGGAGGAAGUGAAUGUGUCUCCUGAGAGAGGCAGAAAAUGAAACAAAACUGACAGUCAGUGUGUGUUGAAGUAACCUGUACUAUAGGAAAUGAGGUCAAAGCUUUAAAGAACAAAAGCCUAAUAUCAGGCAUUUGUUCUUACAUGAUUACUUUUUCCUAUUGAGGAUUCACCUAAAAUGCAACUCUGGCCAGGCUGUGCAUGAGACUGAAUUUGUUUUGAUUUUUCCUGUACUAGCCAGACCAAAUCAAUUUGGAAUGCCGGGUAUAGUGCCACCGUAUGUCUCUGCUCAGAUGCUUAACAUUCCACAGACCCCUCUCCAAGCAAAACAUGUGGCAAGUAUACUCUGCUUUUUCCUCUUUCUCCCCACCAGCACCCUUCAAUUGUUUUUGAGAAAUGUGUGUUGCGCAUAUAUAGAGUAUGAGCAGUUUGCUCUGAUUUAUGAAGAAGCAGCUAUAAUUUAUAAUAUACUUCCCCCCCCCUUUAGGCCCAGCAUAUGUCUAGUCAAGGUAAUACCCAAGGUCAGGGUCCAUAUCCCUAUAGCCUCUCGGAACCAGCCAUCACCUUGGAUGCAGGUGGGAAAAAUAUUUCUGAGCAGAACAACUACAGCAACAUUCCUCAUGAAGGAAAACAUACACCACUAUAUGAACGAUCCUCUCCAAUAAACCCAGCUCAGAGUGGGAGCCCCAAUCAUGUGGAUUCAACAUACUUUCCUGCCUCUUCUACAUCAUCAUCUUCAGACAAUGAUGAAGGCAGUGGCAGCGCUGUGAAGUAAGUACAUCAUGUGUUUCUAGCAAGAAAGUUGCUAGUAGCGUCUUUGAAUUUACUGUCACAGAGAAAUGUUCCUGCACCUGCUGUUGUUUCUAUAUUCAGUUCAUGUGAUCUACUUAAUUGUAAUGUAUUUUGUCUUUGUUUUGUUAACGCUGGUGGCACAGAAAUGUUUUCAGAUAAAUGAGGAAAAUUUAAAAAGUAAACUAAUCUUGUAUCAGCCAAGAUGUAGAGGUUAUUAAAUUUUUGCUAUAACAAUGUUUAUUAGUUGUGUGUAUGAUGUGCAGGGUAGGAAGUGUAUAAGCUUAUACCAGACAAUGUUAAGUGUUGGAUCCUUUAAAAUGAUUGAUUUGUGAAAUAGGUAGAGAGCAGAGGCAACAGUAUUUGGCUUCCCAAUUUCCCCUGGUUGGCUAAAGAGAGUGAAGACUUAUUUCAGAAAUUAGUUUAUAUCAGUUAGAAGGUUAGUAGCCCAAUUUUCACUGGUAUGUGCAUGUGCCUAUGUUAGCCAUUUUUCACCUAAGGGGGGGGGGGAGCUCUUUUGAAUAUACAGUCAUACCUUGGGUUAAAUAUGCUUCAGGUUGAGCGUUUCAGGUUACGCUCUGCGGCGACCCGGAAGUAACGAAACGUGUUACUUCCAGGUUUCUCUGCUUGCGCAUGCGCAGACGCUCAAAAUGAUGUCAUGCGCAGAAGCGGCAAGGCGCGACCCACAGACACGCAGUCGCGUGUUACAUUCUACUCAGGAUACGAACGGGGCUCCGAAACGGAUCCCGUUCACAUCCAGAGGUACCACUGUAUAUAAAACUUCAUUGCCUGAUCACCUGGAGACUACUCUUACUUGCCAUAGGCCAUCAGGUAAGUGGCUGUUCACCUGUCAACUUUACACAACUUAGGGUGCAAGUAUCACCCCUAACAACGAACUUAUGCAACAAUCUUAUUUUUGUUCCAUCCUUUUAAUAAAUUCCCACGGAUACUUCUAGAAAUCCAAGAUGAAAUAAUAUGAUAUAAUUAAAACAUACAACAAGUACACUAAAAGCAGCAGUUUUAAAAGAACAGCUGCACUUAAGCCAAAUUAAAAUGCCUGGGGAAACAGAAAAGCUCUUUGUGUAGCACUUGACAUUAGUGUUAAGCACCAGAUGAGACGUCCUGGAGAAAGUAUUUUGGCACCACAGGCUCUCUUCCAGGUGGAAGCGAACUUAGAAAAGGACCUUUGCUGAAAACCUUAGCACAUGGGCAGUUUCAUGUGGAGAUACAUGAUAUCACUGGUGCCCUCGACUCAAACCAUGAAGGUGUGCUAAAGGUCAAAAACACUUUGAAUUGAGCCUGGGAACAAACUCUGCAAAUACAAAGGGUUGUGUUUAUCUUGAUACUAUUUAACAGUACCUUUGAAUUAUAAUUCUGAAAAUAAAAAUAGUGUGGCAUUCUUUCCUCUCCAGUCAUGUUGGUGGGAACAAAUUGCGCUGGGAGAAAACAGGAACCCAGUCAGAAAAUCAAGGACGUGGGGAUCCAGGAGACCAAACAAAGGUACAGUCCUUCUUAGCACUAUAGUCUGUGUUGAUUAGACUUUAUAUGUACAGCUGAAUCCUGUGAUUUUUCUAAAAAUAAUAAAACUGCUUUUGUAAAGUGAAAUUUGAAAAGUUCUUGACACCUGAAGGGCAAUGAGCUCUGUGCAUGCAUGCAUAUGACUUUUAACUUCAUUUGCAAGUAUAUUCAAAUUUUACUUUCAAAAUUUAUCUUAGAGAUGCUUGAUAUUUAGUUGCAAAGCUUCCACGUUUAAAGCUAAAGGAAGAUGUUCCUGUUAUAGAUUACUUUUUAUGUAUAUUACAGGCAGAAGGUUCCUCUACUGUUUCUUCAGGAAACCAGGCAGCUGAAGUUAAAGGGAACCAAGUCAAUAGUGCACAAAUCCCAUGUCUGUUGUCAAUGCCCACCAGGAACCACAUGGAUAUUACCACUCCUCCAUUACCACCUGUAGCACCAGAAGUAUUAAGAGUGGCAGAGCACAGACACAAAAAGGGGUUAAUGUAUCCCUACAUCUUUCAUGUUCUAACCAAGGUAAGGUUUUCGGAGUUUUAAGUAGCACCAUAAUCCUAAAAGGAUUGGUGAACGCUUGCUGUUGUCCCUUGCUUUUAAUUAAUUAGUGCAAACAUAGCUGAAGCCCUGGUGCUUCUAAAGCUUUCCUUUCCUGGGGUUUCUAAAAAUGUUUAGAACUCCCCCCUCUCCCUUUGAAAUGCCAUACCAACCAUCUCUUUGGAUCAGGGGAGAUGUGAAGAUUCUUGUAUGCACUGGAAUGCCUUCUGCUGUUGCACUCCCAAGAUUCUGUAGCCUGUAUAUGUUAAAAUAAUUUAAUAGCAUUUCUGACUUCUUGCCCCAUCAACCUAUUCAUGUCUGGCAACAGAGCCUGCUGGGCUUGACCCAAAUGACAUAAACAGGGUACUUCCACAGAAGUGGAAGAGACCCUGUUUCCCCUAAUGCUGUUGAGAAAAACAGGACCAUUCUUUUCUUCACAAUUUACAAGUUAUUCAUCAGUGGGUCCUGAUGUCCACAAUUUUUAGGACCUUGAUCUCAGUGUGCUUCUGUGGUGACUGGCUUGCACCAACAUCAAGAAGUCCUCCAGGCAACUGCCCUCAGGCUGAACACUGGAUAAAAAAUGAAUCAGUUAAUCAACCAAUGAGAUUUUAGGUCUUGAAUUAUUUUUAUUACGAAAAACGUAUUCAAGACUUUAACGCAGAGUGGUUUCUUUAUAUUGUGCAUUUUAUCAUAGCUAAUAGGUGCUGAGAGCUAGACUACUACUACUAAUGCUGGAAUCUGCAAGAGUUUGUAUGCUACUAAUCAUUUUGUUCAUGUACAGGGUGAAAUUAAAAUUGCAGUUUCUAUUGAAGAUGAAGCAAACAAAGACCUGCCUCCUGCUGCUCUUCUUUAUAGGCCAGUUCGUCAGUAUGUUUACGGUGUCCUGUUCAGUUUGGCAGAAAGCAGGAAAAAAACUGAGAGGCUUGCCUUUAGAAAGAACAGACUUCCUCCAGAAUGUAUGUAUCUGCCUUCUACUAUUAUUGCUGGCUGAGCUCAGACAUCAUACCAAACUAUAGUUUGCACCAGCCAUGUUUUAGAGUGUCAUUUGAGCCAAACGUAUAGGCAUCUAUGUUUUAGAGCUACUGGACUGCUUUCAUUUUUCAUCUGUUCAGCCCUCCUAUGUUAUCUAUUUAUUUUAUUGAAACAGGAUUUAUAUACCGCUUCAUCAUCUAUAACCUCAAAGCAGUUUACAUAUUCCACAUGGGCAACAGACGUCCACUUGCACAAUGGAACUUCCCCCCUUCCUCCUCACCCUUGUCACCUGCUGUGCACCCUCAAAAUCUGCUCCAGAGCCUCAGGAGUAGAUUUGGGUUGGAGGAGUCAUGGGGAUUGAAGAGGAAGAAGUCCUGUUGUGCAAGCAGAAAUCCAUUCCCAUAGUGUUGGAUACAACCAAUAAAAUGCAAUUAAAAGAUUCUGGAGGAGAAACAAUGGCCACAGCUAUGGUUUAUCAGUUCAGACAUCACUGUCAUUGUCAGUAUAGCUGUAGUUUCUGAUUAAUGGAUUUCUGACUGAUUAAAAAAUGGGUUUGUUAAUUCAGAUAGCAUCCAAAAUUAGUUAAGCUUGGUAUAAUGUUUGAACAGAGUCAGCAUUUCCUUAUAAAGCUUUAUAUACCACUUUUCUACUACAGUCUAAACAGCAGUUCUUUGAAUUUUGCUACAAACACAAAUCUUAAAACUUACUAAUGCAGUUGUAAAACAGUAGCAGCAAAAGACAACAUGAUCUGUAGCUGAAAUACAAUAUUUCAUUCUUCCCCGACCUUGUUGGAGGAAAAUGUAUAUAUAAUCAUAGCACAUUAUGAAUUCAAUUUUGAAGUGACUUCUGGGUUACUUUAAAAAGUGAGUGUGUUGGAGGAUUGAACUAAGUGCAUUGUUAGGUUGUAUUUUGUGUAAAAUAGGCCUCUAUCCUGAAUGUUGACACAAGCAAUAACCUUGACAGGACAGCACCAAACAUGGGUUUUUUCUUGCAGAUAUGUCAAAAUCUAUAAAACUACUAGAAAUAUAAUGAGUUAAGUCUCAAUAAUCCUGUCUGUUGGCAUCAGGCAGGCAUCUUUGGAUUAUUCUUUUUGGUGCCUGCUUAACAUAUUUUUGUUUAGGCAACCCUAUCCAGACAUGUAGAAGUUACAUGUGCUCUGGGUUUUUUUAGCCAUUACUGAUUUUAAUCACCUUUUGAAUGUUUUAAAACAUUUGUUUUUAACUUUUUAUAGAGAAUAUUUUAUUUUAUAUUUUUGUAAAUCGCUUUGAGGUUUUCGUACAAUAAAGCAGUAUAUACCUUUUGUUAAAUAAAACAAAAUAGGAACUACAGAACCGUCUAACUUGUGAAAUGAAAUCUUUUCUGAACCCAGUAUUUCUGUUAACGUUUAGUAUCUUGUAUUCAGCAUAGCUGGACAAGAAGAGCUUGAAUAUGUACCGUGCAUAAAUGUCCACCUAUUGGACACAAUUCACUGGAAAUAUGUCCUGCACAAGGUCCUCUGAAAUUAAUUCUUCUGAUACAACUCAGACCAAAUUCACACCAGAGUGGCAUGGGAUCUUUUGCCAUUGCCUGUGCUGAGUGGGAAGGAACCAUACCAUUUGAGAUGAAAACACUGUUCUGGAAACCUGGCAGGGGACAAGCGGGCAGAAGGGGUAAGCACCCCAUCUCUUGCCCCCCACUCCUCAUCUGCACGUGGUCCCUCCAAUGCUGCUUUGCAGAGGGCAAACAGUGGCCUGGGUUUCCAAGUGUGAGUAGGCUACAGAAUGUGUAGUUCUGGCCUUAGUCUGGCUUUCAGAAAACAGCUUUUCUGAUAUUCCCCAGAAGGCAGAGGUAAGAUUUCUGUCUUCUGCAUUUCAAUCUCAAUAUUGGUUUGCAGUUUUAAAGAGCGUAACAAGAUGGCAGUAGUGCUUGGCAUACUCUACAAGUCCUACAAAAGCAUCAAGCCUGAAGGGAGAAGCAGAAUCUUACGGAAUGCAGAAAUGACCAUGCACCAAUAUUAUUUAACCAAGCUUCACCUUUGUUUUUGGCCUUUGCAAAUCUCCAUUAAGAAAAUACAUACAAGCAAACCCACCCACCCCCAUUUACAUACGUUCAGUAUGUGCACAGCUGUGCAUACACACACACAUCGGAAGUGACCCGAAAAGUCACAAAAAGGGGCAGAACAGGGUAUUUGCAGGUUUUUUCAAUGGGGUUUCAAAUAUACGCAAUUUCACUGACACAUGCGAUGUCUCGAAACGUAACCCCCGUGUAAAUGAGGGGGUUGUCUGAGCUGACUUGGAUGCUGUAGGUUAGUUUUCUGUUCAAACAAGGGGUGAUAACAGUUCGCACCAACUCACCCUCUACCUGUUGCCCCCUGUACCAUAUCCCAUACUUUUUUCUAGUAUCCCCUUUCUUCCAGAAGCAGAUUUAGAGGAAAUGGACAGGAAAGCUGUAUUCUGUUCACAAAUGGAAAGUUAGAAUUCAGGCCAACAUACAAUAACUUCCAAGAUCAGGUAAAAUCAGAGCUGGAAAGAGCCAAGUCUUGUCUCUCAAUACAUUUGACUCGUCCAAUGGCAUAGCCAGCCACCAACCUGCAAUUUCAACUUAGGUGUUAAUGCAUUUCAUAGAAAUCUGGGAGAUAUAAAAAUUAUCAAGUGUUGUCCACGCAAAUUAAACUGUAUAUGGGUAGCUUAAAUAUGCUGGCUGGAUUUCAGCCUUGAUAAAUGUGUACAGAAGUUGAAAGUAUUUGGUUUCCUUUUUUUCAUUCUGUAGUCUCACCGGUGAUAAUUAAGGAAUGGGCUGCUUACAAAGGAAAGUCCCCCCAGACUCCUGAGUUGGUAGAAGCUCUUGCAUUUAGGGAAUGGACCUGUCCCAAUUUGAAGAAACUGUGGCUGGGGAAGGCGGUAGAGGACAAGAAUCGACGCAUGAGGGCUUUCUUGGCCUGUAUGAGGUCAGACACACCAGCAAUGCUCAACCCAUCUAAUGUGCCCACUCACCUUAUGGUGCUCUGUUGUGUAUUACGGUGAGUACGUUGACUGGAUUUUUGUGUAGAAUAAACACUCAUCUAGAGCCACAAGAUAGCCACCUGCUCUUAUCCAAGGGUCAGCAACCUUUUUCAGCCAUGGGCCGGUCCACCAUCCCUCAGACCUUGUGGGGGACCAGACUAUAUUUUGAAAAAUAAAAAUGAAUGAAUUCCUGUGCCGCACAAAUAACCCAGAGAUGCAUUUUAAAUAAAAGGACACAUUCUACUCAUGUAAAAACACACUGAUUCCCGGACCAUCUACGGGCUGGAUUGAGAAGGCGAUUGGGCCACAUCUGCCUACCCCUGCUCUAAUCCAUUCACAGACAGAGGUUUCCUUCCAUGAGCAAUUCCAGUCUCAUUGCUGGAACAGGUUUUUCAUGGCUCCGCUCUCCCUUUUCAGCCCACUGUACCACCUCAAAAUUUGUUCCUGAGGGCUAGGUAGUCUGGAGUGGCUUGGGAUAUGGGGCUGGAGAUCUGUAGGUAGAGGCAGCAUCAGUGGUGAUCAUCCCUGUUGCAUGAGUGCGAGAAAAUCUUAGGAUUCAAGUCCAGGUGUCUUGCCCUUAACUUUGGCAAGUGAAUGCAAACCAUAUGGCUUAACUAAUUUAAUCUAGCAUUAAUAAUAUCUCUAUGAUGACGUAGUUUUACAUGCGCUUCCAAGCUUAGUGUGCUUGAAUUUUUCAUAUUAAAUUUACUGAUCUAAUAUACACCGGGGUUUUUAUUGUUGCCACAACGCUAGCUUAAGAAGCCUACUGUAAAGCACUUCUUAAUUUCAUUGAUUUCAAUAGCAGAAUUAAGAAUGGAAUGUAAAUGUCUCCCAAUUAAAAAAACAAUGGGACUUUUAAGUGCUAACUUUUUGCAGGUUUGUGCCAAGUAUUGUUAUGUCAUUACAUAAUUUCCAUGCGGUUGUGGGACUUUCAAUUCCUAUAUGCAGAAAUUAUAAGCAAUGGUACCACAGCUUUCCAAGCAAUGCUGAUUCAGUGCUGUCUGUCUCUGUAGAUAUAUGGUGCAAUGGCCUGGGGUUCGGAUACUUCGUCGCCAGGAACUUGAUGCCUUCCUGGCUCAAGCUUUAUCUCCAAAACUAUAUGAACCUGACCAACUACAGGAACUAAAGGUGACCUUAGAACCUUGCUUCUGUGGGGCUUUUAAUCCAUACUUAAUACAAGCAAUCCCAUUUCUUUGUCAGUACUCUUAACUUAAUCCAUAUGCGUGUGUUAUGCAAAUGUAAGUGUGUGUGUGUGUGUGAGAGAGAGAGUGUGAGUGAGAGAAGGGGUUCUGGUUUCAACUCCAAGUGAACUCUAACUUGUUCAUCGUAAUUGUGAUAUCAUCUAUUCACUUCUUUACUUGGUAUUUUAUUUCCUUUGCAUCUGUAGCUUUCAAACUUGUAAUAAAGGGUUUCCCAAGAAUAUAUCACUUUCCUUGAUUCUCUCUUUUUCCCGUGGAACCCCUGUGUGUCAGCUAUAAACCAAUAUAUCUUUAAUUAUUUCAUGGAACUAAUUGUGCAUCUUCUGUUCAGGAAAUAGUCACUUUAAUUAUAGUCACUUUAAUUAGCCGACCCUACUGGGUAACCCUAGGGUUUUAGUGCCUAACCUUGAAACAGAGGGGUUUGGACUUCUGCUAAUUACGUAUACUAGUCAAAGUUCUGUCCCAUCUCAAAGGAGUCAUUGUUUUUGUUUGCCUUGUCUAUUGCUUCCCUUUCCUCACCUUCUCUACUUUCCUGGUCCCCAGUCCGUCCCCCAUCACUGCCCACUGCUUUCUUGCUAGCAACUUAUACUUCCUUAGAGAGGUAUAUCUCCCACCAUGGCUCUCUAGCCCAUCUCACUAUCCAAAAAACAAAGAAAACAAAAGAAGAAACAGCCUAUUGCGGACCGUGCAUGCUCAGUGCACACAAAAUGCUGAACUCAGGGAAGAGGGUGGGAAACCAGGGAGAAGGGAAAUGGAGUAGAGUGGCCAGAACCCUGGACAGAAGUGUUACAUUUUGUUGCAGGACCUCUUUUUCUUUUUUUUAAGCUAAAUAUACUAGUAAGAAGUGAUAUGCCUAAACUUUUACUGUGGUUGUUUGCUAUUCUACUAACUGGAUUAAUAAAGAUCUGCAUCUCUAAUUUCCAUAGUACUUUCUGCUAAUAAAUACAUUCAUUUCUCAUGGGGUUGCUUUGUUUUAAAUAUUUUCUUACUCAUAACUUGUUUCGACAUUCUUUUUCACUCCCAGCCCCAUGCUGCCAUACAGUGAGGGUGGUCCUUUUCUAGCUUGUCUUGCCACAGGGAGAAGUGGAACAGCCAAACUGAUCCCGGGACUGUUCAGAAUCCAGUGCCCAUGGCAAACCUAAGUCCUUUGUUUUGAUACGGCUUUUUUUAAGCAUUUCCAAAUAGAUUGCAUUCCUAAAUUAACUGUGGAAUCUCUAGGUUUGGCUAUUCAUUACCCCUAUUGUGAAGGAGGGGCCUGCAAGCCUUAUCUCUUCCCACAAACAACCUAGGAGGGAAGGAGAAGGGGAAAAAGCAGAGUUUUCUAAAUAGCCUGCUUUCUUGUACUAGUUUUUCCACAGUGGUCAAGUCCUGAAAAAACAGUUAUCUGCAAUUUACUUGUAUUUGUAUUAAAUAGUCUGCAGUGGCCACAUUUUUCAGAUACAGAGAAAUGUUUAACUACACACAGGCAGACUAUUUUAAUGGGCUUUAAGCAAGUUUAACUUAACUAGCAGGUGCAAGAUCAUGUGGCUUUACCUGUACUCUUCCAGUAAUAAGCUCUUAAUAAGUGUGCUUGAAGCCAAUAACUUUGUAUGGCUGGUAGUCAACUGCGGUUUCAUUUUCUGUCUUCCAAGAUUGAAAAUUUAGAUCCUCGAGGAAUUCAGCUGUCAGCAUUGUUUAUGAGCGGUGUUGACAUGGCAUUGUUUGCAAAUGAUGCUUGCGGGCAACCGAUUCCUUGGGAGCAUUGUUGUCCAUGGAUGUACUUUGAUGGGAAGCUGUUCCAGACCAAGCUCAUCAAAGGAACCCGGGAGAAAGUUCCUCUCAUUGACCUCUGUGAUGGUCAGGUAUGUUCGCUCCUCAGGGGUCUUUUAUGCCUAUGGAAAUUUCACUAGUUUUGAGUCAAGUUAGUCAGUUGCAAAUCCCUUUGGUAAAAAAUAAAAUAGAAUGCUUACUUUAAAUAAAUCAUAUUUGGUAAUUAGAUUGACUUAAUUUGGAGGGCUAUUAAGUCAAAAGGUUGGUGAGUCAUACUUUAUCUAACAUAUGUUCAUGUGCGUAAAUAAAAAGAGCUUGACAAAUUGAAUUGACCCUAUCCCACUAAAGAUCCUGGUCCUGUUUGAAUACAGAAUACUAUGUUUAUGAGUUUAAGACCUGAUGCUGAUUCUUGAUUGAUAAAUGAUUUUGUAGAAUAGCAUAUUUGAAUUUAGAAGGGGUCAGUCAGAAUAUUUAGCUUUCUAGAAUAAACACGUAAGAAAUAUGUUGGUUUCUCAAGAUACUCCUUCUGUCACCACUCAGAGAUGCUGACAUGGGGCUGGGCUGGAUCUUCUUCCUGUGAACUGUAGGAAGGAAGACGUUGACCAGAACAGGGUUUGGACCAAGAGGCACCUCCCAUUUGUCGUUCAAAUGUGUUUGUGCUGUGUGUUUUUUUAUUGUAGACUGAACAAGCUGCCAAGGUUGAAAAGAUGCGCCAGAGCAUCCUCGAAGGCUUAAAUUUCUCCCGGCAGAACCAUCCACUCCCUUUUCCUCCACCGCCUGCCAUGCCUUUUUAUCCAGGUUCUGUAUACCCUCGGCACUUUGGGCCACUUCCACCACCUCAGGGCAGAGGCAGAGGCUUUCCUGGUAAGCAUGUGUCACUGUUAACAUGUAGCAUUUCAUCCAAAAUAAAUUUUGACAGUGUUAUUAGUAUAAUUAGGCAGGCUUGCCUGGCGCCACCGUUCUAUAUCUUUAGGCAUCAGGCAAAAACUUCCUCUAUAACCAGACCUUUGGCCAUUAACUAUCUGUGGCCUUUUAGAAGUGGGUGGGGUGUUUUAAAUGUAUUUCUCUUUCCCCCUAAGUUUUGAUGUAUCUGUGUUGGGUGGCAGGUUUGUUUGGUUUGUUCUAAGUCUCUUUGGGUGGCCUUGGACAAGGUAAAGCAACUAACAUAUUUAAUAAAUAAUAAUCACUAUAAUACUAUUUGUAUAGUGCAGUACUGUGAGAUAUGUUUCCUUAUUUAUAUGGUUUAGCACAUAAACAUGUUUACCAUCUAUAACAAUCAUGGCAUUUGUCAUUGUGUGUUAAGUAACUGAAAACCUGGGGGGGGGGGGUUGUCAGCUGGUGCUCCCUGUAACUUGUGGACCACCAGAUCCUUGAGUUUUACAGGAUACCAAUGAGUCUUAUGGUCUACCAUUGCAAGCUUUAAUGCAGUGGUGGUUUCUUGUGGCCCCCAGAUAAAAUAAAGGAAAUUCAGAAGGAGGCAUCACUUUUGGUCUGUCUGUUUGGAAGCGGUUAUGAGGAGGGUGUGUUACCCAUGGGUGGGGGGGAAGGCAACCCGAGUGAGGGUGUACUCCUCAACAAUUCACAUAUGACCCAGAAUGGUUGGAGACCCCUUGCAUCGUCAUACUUGAUGUAAAGUUCAUGCUUCUGUAUGUCUGACAACUGGGAAAUAACGUCUGGUCAUCGUCUGACACGAUGUGGAGGCAGUAUAAAUUCAGUAGAAUAUAUUGCAGUACAGUCUGUUGCAUGAUCACAUUAGUGUCUUAAGGUUUAUGUUUAACUGCCAUGACCUCCUUAUAAAAUGACAUACUUAAAGUGACAUAUAAGCCAACGGUCCAAAAUGGUGGAUAGGGUCCAUAUCUUCUGCCUGUUGAAGAAUUCCUGUACAACAGGCGGUCAACUGUAAAUUAAAAAAUGGUUGACAAACUCUCUAUGUUCACCAAUUUCUGGUUGGGCGAUGGGACUUCCAUGUUUGCUCUUGGGUGCUAAAUCAGCAUAUUCUCAAUGUGCAGCCCUGUGCUUUUGGAGGGAAACUGUGGUCACACCAGCAGAGGUCAAUAGCUUAUUUUUCGGGGGAACUCCUGUAUGUCCCCCUUCCCCCUCACGGUUUCCCCCUGUCUCUUUCCCUCUGGGUCUCACAGGAGUCUAUGGCUUUGGAGGCCCCUAUGGGGAAACAGUUGCAACAGGCGCUUAUCGAGCCUUCCGGAUGGCUGCUGCAGGAGGACACUCCGGAGCCUUCUCUGGCAAUGACGGCAACAGGACUAGCAAGUUUCAGGGCGGUAAUUAUACCAAACCCCUUUUCUUAACAUCUUAUGGCAGUCGCCUUCUUCACCUCACCCUGGUCUGAGAUUUUUAAACAGGGACCUCCUUGCUUUCUCUCUCCAUCCCUCUCUCCUGUAACCAAACGCAGCUGUCAUUUUGCUGUACAACCUACCCCCUCGGAUUGCUGUCACGUCGUUCACUAACGCCUAUUACUCAGAACUCUGUGACAUGCUACAGGAGUCACAUUCUCGCCUCCAAAAUUAAACGCACACCUGGUGAAAUGCACGUAUUCUUUUAAAGGUUUGUUUCCAAUUUUUGGACAAACAAUUUUUCAAAGGCAACAUGCGCUUCAAGACUGGGGUUUUUUGCUUGUUUUGAAAUCAGCUGCGGGAUAAAUACUUUGGAAAAUAAAAGUAGCAGGAAACCUUGCUCAGUGUUGCUGAUGUUUUAUUUGUAAGUAGCUCAUAGGUGUUAAUGUUUCAGAAGCUGGGCAUGCACUUCUUAAGGGAACAGAAUUUUCCCCAAUUUCCUCCUUAAAAAAUAAAAUAAAAUAGUGGAACAGGAAGCCCCCCCCCCCCCCCGCAUUUUAAUUACUUCCAACAAAUUCCUGCAAGCUCCCUAACAUCAGAGCUUUAGCUAGUAACUGACACUUCUGGUUCUCUGAAGCCCAAUGAAGCAGCUGCUGUACUAUUAGAGUUGAUUGUACAGUAUAGAGAAGAAUGUACUUCCCUGCCUUCACUAGCGCUGUAGUAAUUAGUAAGUUAACGCUGGGGCCUAAUUUGUAACCACAUUGCUUCUACCUGUUUAAACCCUUUCAUUUUAUCAGCUUUAACAGUCAUAUCUAGUUAACAUUUAUCCCAUAGAUUAUUGGAAAUGAUUUGAUUAUGUAAAUACUCACACGUGAACACUUGAAUUUGAGUUGAGACAUAUUCUCGAACAGAGAGGUAAUGAAGGUUCUCUCCCCACCCCCGAGUGUUUAAAAGAUAAAACAUAUGUGGGGUGGUUAAAAGUGGGGAUUUCUGGCAUUCUCUUUGCAUGCAAGUAACUCGCAUCUUACUGUUUAUUUUACUUACAAGAUCGCAGUUGUGCAUGGUGUGCAGAAAGAAACAAUUGGAGACUGGAAUAAACCCACUCUUCCUUUAUUUGUUCCCCUUCCCCACCUGCGUACAGCUGCAGUCGCAGGUUUACCCAGCUUUGGGAAGGUGCCACGAGACUUCUGGGACCCAGUAUCCAGUGGUCUUGGUUAAGCAUGAGGCCAUUGAACCUAACUGGAUAAAAUGAGUGCAAAACAGUCAAUAAUCUCAAUGGGAUCUAAUCUUGAACAGGGGUGUGUAGAUUGUAAGUGUAGCAUGCGUCAGAUUAUUGUAAAUUAUGAUGCUGAUAAUGUUACCCCCCAGGAAGGACCAUCCAAUCCAUUUUAAAUAAAUUAAAAGAACCUUAGUACAAAACUUAGAAUCUUUUGUGCCUGAAUGUGCAAUGUUCCUUUCUUUAGAAGGAAAGCAGUAUUUUCAGGGAAAGUUGGAAGUCCAUGUACUCUGUUCUCUGAAUUAUAGCUGCAAAUAGCAAUCUCUCUUUUCAUCUUUGUACAGGUGUCCAACCUAUUCCUUCUCAGGGAGGGAAACUCGAAAUAGCUGGCACUGUGGUUGGCCACUGGGCUGGAAGCAGACGUGGUCGUGGAGGGAGAGGGCCGUUUCCUCUGCAGGUGGUUUCUGUCGGAGGGCCCACAAGAGGGUAGGCAGAAAUAAAUCUUAAAUUAAUAUUGUCUUGGCUUUGGAAUUUAGCAAUGGCAAAAAAGUGGCAGCUGGCUUUUAUUAAAGUACAGAAAAGGGCAAUUAUUGUAUCUUUUAUUUCAGAAUGUUUGGGUGUAAAAAAUGAAUGUGGGUCAGACAUUCUGAAAAGAUCAGGAAUGAUUUUACCUAAUGGGAUGUUAGCUAUAAUUAUAUCAGCUAUAUAUAACAGUUAAUAUCUUUCAUGUUGACCAUUGAUCUGAACCAAAUCUCAACAUAUAAUUCUUUCACUAUUGUUGCCUGUUUUUACUUAUAUUUUUCUAAGGCAGCUGCUGCCUAUAAGGUGUUGAUCAUUUUAGAGGAAGAGGUACUUUGGUUAAGCAGUUUAUUUAAAAACGGCAAUGAAGAACAAACAUGGAUCAGUACAGGCUAAACUAGUAUGAGAUUAGUAAAUGUUAACUUCCGAGCAUUAAGAAUUACUAAAGAGAUUAUAUUUGAAACUUGGCAGCAGGAUUAAUGGGGGGAAAUAGGUGCCGACUUCUAUUCAUACCAGUUUUCAAUGUUUGGUUUGCUAGUACUUUACACAGCAACUGCAAGAAUGUAAGUGGAAGAAACAUUUGUUUGAACAACUUUCACAUUAUAAAAAAUAAAUAUUUUGAGAAGCUUCUUAAUGAUACAGAGAACUAGCUUUCUGAUUGUGAGGAGCAAAAGACUGUGCUGUGGGGUUUUUUUUUUCAAAUGGAAACUUUCUUUUUUCCUUUUAAAAAUACAGAAACAUAUCUAAAGUUUAAAUGUGUUUUUAAAUUGUUUCUCACUCAAUGCAGACGCCCGAGAGGAGUUAUUUCCACUCCAGUGAUAAGAACGUUUGGCAGAGGAGGAAGAUACUAUGGGAGAGCAUAUAAGAACCAGGGAACAAUUCAGGUAUUGGGAGAAAUCAUUUACGAAACUGAGAGUCAGAAAAGAUUUUGGUAACGUGAGUUUAGGUGACAAUCAUGUAUACACCAAUUUAACUAUAGACAUGGGAGUAGGAGGAUAGACUGCAUGAAAUAACCAUAUGACCGUAGAACUAAAUUAUAUUGGCCUUUAAUUUGACUUGCUUUUGCUGUCUUUCCCCCUAUCUUGGGGGUGGGGUGGAGUUUGUGAAUUGCACUCACCUCUUUCAGAGGUUAAUACUUAACAUAGGGCACAAUUUGCCCUAGGGAGCCCCUUCAGCGGAAGUCCUGUGCAAAGAAUUUCCAUUUCCCCUACUCUUCUUUCCCUGAAAUUGGCUCGGGGGGGGGCGGGAUAGGAGAACCCCCAGAGCAGGGGGAAGGAUAGUUCCCCCUGGCAAGCCGAUGCUGAAUCCCUCCUUUAUCUGCAACUCACACCUUUUGUUUUAGCUCAGUAAUCAAAAGGGUAAUAGGGUUUACUGCCAACAUGGUCAGCUUACUUCAUCAUUUUCCCAUUGCUUUUGUUGCACUCUGAUUCCAUUUGCUCAGCAGUUCUGGAUGUUAAAUUAAGUCUUGUAAUAUAAUAUACUGGCAUUAAGCAGAUGAGAUUGUCAGGAGUGCAUGAUAAAACUAAUUUUUCACAUACAUAUCUGUACUUAAAGGGUCACAUAUAUAAAGCAACUCAAGAUGGAGAAGGGGAAUAAUAGAAAGGGCAAUGUAAGUGAUGUCUAUGUGGAUAUGUACACUUACAUAGACACCUUACAUUGGAUCUGCAAAAGAACUGGAUGAACAACAUAAUUGGGGGUUUCCACAUUUUGAUGUCAGGAUUGGCAUGCUUUUAAACAGUGAUUCAGAUACCUAAACUGUUAUCAUAUUUAAUUAUGGGUGAUAUUCAGCUGUCGUGUGCCACCGUUCACAUGUCAUGGCAAGCCAAGUUAUAACUUACGGGGACCAUUCAAGUGUGCUGGCUCUUGGGAAUGAGAUUGCAGCUGCUUUGUUCCCCACCAGUCCUUUUAGCUUAGCCUGGCACAGCAGCUAAGCCAAGAUUCGACUUAGCAUGCCAUCCAAAUCCAGGAUUGUGGUUAAGGAGGACAGAGCUUAAUCACAAUUCCAGGUUUGGACAGCCUACAAAGUCAAAACUUGCUUUAGCUGCUGGCUGCCCUGAGCACAAACUGCCAAGGAGGAGAGAAUCAUCUGCAGCCUUCUCCUUGGGAGCCAGCAGGCCGUGAUUUGGCCAGCUUUGCCAGAUUUGUCGCUUGCUUCUUAAAAUGAAAUCUAACUUGCUGAACAGUUUCCAAGUGACUGGUCAGCACUCUCCUUAAUCCAGAGUGGCUCUUCAGACCAUGAAGAGUAGGGCAACAGGUCCCAGGUGUGAGUUUUUGAAAUUUUAUUUCUAGUUCAUAUUUGUAAAUGCUGUGUCAAUCCAAUAAAGGAAAAUAAAUAAUCUUGCAUGGCAUCUACAGUAAUUUCCAAAGCGAUAGCCAAGUUAGUCUCUCACAGCAAAAAGAAUAAAGAGACUGACACAUGUAUGGUGGCCUUCAGUUUUAUGGACUCAAGACCAUUUCACACAUCUGAAGCUUAAAAGCUUAUGUCAUAACAAAUGUGCUAAUCUUUAAUAGCUAUUUGUUUUACUGCAGUAAGAAACCAGAGGAGCAUGGCCCAGUUUGCAUAUACUGCUCAGCCAAAUGUGGUUUGGUGUGAAUGAGAGAGAGAGAGAGAGAGAGAGAGAGAGAGAGAGAGAGUGUAUGAGAUUGCAGCUGCUUUGUUCUUCCCCAGUCAUUCCUUUGCUGCACGACAAUAAACCGUUUAGUGCAAUACAGGGUUGGGAGACUGGAUCUGGCGAGUGAACCAGAUCCUUACUUUGCCCUCACCCAUUGGCCAACUUAGGGGUGGGGAGGCCCGCCUGUCAGUAAGUCACCUGACAUCAAAAGGAUGUCUCGUGACCUGCUUUCCUUUGCUUGCGCUGAUUGCCGAUCUGUAGUCCCUUCUGCCUCGCAUAUCUGACAUCAUUGAGGGCAUGUGUGUGUGGCUUGGUCAAAGCAGCAAUGUGGGCCAACUGGCAAUGCCUGGCAGCUUAAUUAGGUCCAUAGGCCAGAGCCUCCCCAUUAGCCUACCUUGACAGUUAAACCCCAGCUCUUAGCUUACCUCUUUUCAAACCUUGAGCUGUAACCAGAGUUUGUCCUAUACAGUAGAACCUCUACUUACGACCGCCUCUACUUGGGCUCGAUCCAAGUUGCGACUGCAGCAAACCCGGAAGUAAAUACCAGGUUUGCCGCGAUUUGCACACACUCAGAAGCGGCUUCUGCCAUCUGCACAUGCGCAGAAGCGCGUUGCUGCCAAAUGCGCCUGUGCACAACGGCGCUUCUACCAGCGACCCGGAUCAACUUAUGGACGGACCUCCGGAACUGAUUAUGUCCAUAAGUAGAGGUUCCACUGUAGUUAACAGCUUCUGGUUUGUCUGGGAGCAUUUGACCAUGAAGAGUGCAGGUUUGGACACCAUGCUAAGGCAUAUCAUGGCUUAGCUCAGCAGAGCAGCUGUGGAGAGGACUAAAGUAGCUGCUGUCUCCUCUCCAUACUGAGCCAAGGACUCUGAAGGGCAAUACUGCCCUACCUAAAUUAUGUGCUUAUAACCCAUCUGUCUUCUCUUUUAUUUUAAAAUAGGGCAAACCUCCUUAUGCUGCUUCAGCAGAAGAAGUGGCCAAAGAACUUAAGUCAAAAUCAGAGGAAUCCAAGUCCUCUAUUGUGUCUUCAGAAGGAUCCCUGGCUGAAAAUGGAGUAGUGAACGAGGAGAAACCAGCCUCCCAGAUGAAUGGGAGUACAGCAGACGUCAGGGCUUCCAACCAGUCUGAAAGUGCCUUGAGUAAUGACUCUAAAACGUGCAAUACAAAUCCUCACUUAAAUGCACUAAAUGCAGACAGUGUUUGCCAUAAAGAUGAUACUCUUGAGGCCACUGUCUUAAAAAAAGAAGAGUAAACUUAUUUUUUAUAGAGGGUGAAGGAUGUUGGAAGGGUCAGGAUUAGGAAUAUCUGGAAAGAAAGAGAGCCUACAGUUACGUACAUUUUUUCCUUUCCGUAAGAGAAAAAUGAGGACUUUGGAAAUUUGGAUCCCUCUUGGAUGUCAGAGAUUUAAAGAACACAUUUUUAGUUUUAACCAGUUGUAGUCAAAAUGCUACAAUACAACAAAAAUGAAAGAGAAUGAAGAGCAUUUGACUCCCGCACUUAAAAUGAAGUAUACACAAAGUUUAAACUGGUUAUGACAAAAGCUCGUAGUUUUUGUUUCUUGAGAUAUAUUAAAAAAACAACAACAAAUUUUGGCAGUCUUUCAGUAUAUAUAGCUUGAAAUAUAAUUUUUAGUAUUUGGCACCAUAUGUAUGCCAUUAUAUUUGAUUUUGCAUUACUGUGUCACAAAGCUUUCUUUAAGGCUUUGAUUUCAUGAUUAUGGGGGGGAAAGGCACAACCACAGUUCUUUCUUUUCUUAAAUUUCAUCACUGUUGAUGUGGUUCUUUUUAUGUUUAAAAUGUGCAAACUAUCAAAAUAAAAAAAAAAUUAUAGAGUAAUAUUGGAGUUCUGCUGAUUUUAAAUAUACAUCAUACAUACUUUACAAGCAAGGUAAAAUGGAUUUAACUUUAAAAUCAUAGAAGAUGCAAAUGACCUUUUCAAAACAAACACAAUGUGUUCUGAUACUUUUCGUGACUAAUACCAUGCAUCCGUGAUCAAUGAACUAUGUGGUUUUGAAUCAGACGUAGACCAUUAGUACUACUAUUUGAGCUAAACUUCUGCAUGGUUCAUAAUUUUUAAAGUGUGUAGUUAAUAUUAUGCAUGUUAUUGUCCUCUUUCUUCCAUUCUUACAAGUACUGUGCCCAUUUGCAAAACAAAAAAAAAAGCUAAUAAUCAGUAAUAGUCCUAUAAAAGAUGUUAACUAUGUUUAGUCAUUGACUGAUCUUGCUCUAACCUUAAAAUUUUGUGAUUAUUGACCUCUGUUGCAUUUAUUCUAAAACAAAAAAAUUAUCUAGCCGUUUUGAAUAUCAACGUUACCCUGGUGUACUCAUUGCUGUAUGCAUUAUUGUUCUCUGUUGCUGUUUUAUGCCUUCAUAUUAGCAAAUAUGAAAUUCUGUGGAAAAACAAAAAAAAGCUUUGAUCUUCAAGAAAUACCCCCCUUCUGUAGCAGGAAACAAAUGGCUUGUUCUUGAGAACUUUCCCAUCAAGAAUUUAGUAUAAGCAAAUAUACCUGUAUCAUUUUGAUGUUUUUGUUAGUGUUUCCAAACUUAAUGUACUUCAAAAUCAGAAUCAUUUCUUUAUAUUUGUUUUCAUAUAAUUCUCCUGAUGCUCUUCAUCACACAUUAGUGAUCAGAAAUGAGGUGUAAUUCCCCAUUCCCUGCCCGCAAGAGCUAAGUAGGUAUCUUAAUGUAAGUUGAAGGGAGUUCUGCCCCAACUCAUGGAUUGUGCAAGAAUGAACUACUGUUGGGUUUGAUUGGUUGUAGAUGGAUUGUGGUGUGGUGUAUUUGAAGGCUAUUGAAUGCAACUUACAAUGCUUAAUAAAAAUCUUUAUUCUUUUAGUAUAAAA
Messenger RNA from Podarcis lilfordi (Lilford's wall lizard), 50794 nucleotides. The record is from the annotation of a GenBank genome assembly. Lineage: Eukaryota; Metazoa; Chordata; Lepidosauria; Squamata; Lacertidae.